GUCACCUGCAUGCAACUGAGGCCGAGGGCCAUUUUCAGCUGCCCUCCGGUCCCCUCCUCCUGGGAUCAGCUUCGGAUCGAGGAGGGGCGUGCCUGGAUUUCCAGUAGCCGCCCGGAGGACCGAGCGGAGGAGCGACUGUUUUGAUCUCUGCGCUUGCACAACGCCUAAGCUGCGUUUGCUACUAUUAGGUACGACUCCUAUUCACCUUUUAGGGAACUGACAAGUUGUUUGUUUUUUUAAAAAAUAGGCAAGGGGGCGGAUAAUGCUGCAGGAAACCAAAAGGGCUAUAUAUCUGAUGGGGAGAAAUUUGUGUGAUGAGUUAAAAAGAAAAGGAAAAAAGAAAGAAGUGCGCGUGGCGAUCGGGGGUGGGAAGGAGCGAGCGAGCGUUGAAAUAAAUAAAUAAAAGCCGAGAGCACCUCGGCAGGCACUAAGCUUGCGAGUCCCAGUGAGUCAGCCGGGCUGAGGCCAGCGCACUCCCUCCGGCUCUCUGGCUGCCGCCGCUGCACACGCAGCCAGGGCGUGUGGGGCAAAGUCAAGUCCCCGGCUGGCCCAUCCUUGCUCGCCGUGGGGAGUCCGAGAAGGGGUUUGGGGUGGCGGCGGCUCUCCACCCCUUUUCCCUUUUGACAGACACGGCCAGUUGCUGCGAAAAGCCGGGUCACCCGAUCUCCCUUUCGGAGGAGCCCAGGGAGCCGCCGCCGCCGCCAGCACACAAACAAACACAGAGCUGCUGUGCAAAAAAAAACCCCGACAGCGGGAGAGAGAGGCUGGCGGAGGAGGCGCCUGGAGGAGAGCGAGGAGCCGGGCGAGCGGCAAAGCGGGGAGUCGCGGGGUCCGGAGCGGAGGUAAGAGGCGGGGGCGUGGAAGGUGGAGGGGCUGCGGGGGAGCGGCGGGCAGAAAGGAAAGUGAAAGCUGCGCCUGCUCUCCUGGCCUCCAGCCGGAUGGGCUCUCAGGCGGAGCAGCGGGCGAGCUAAAAGGAGGGCCGGAUGGGUGGCUACUAGCCGCUGGGCUGGGAGUUGAGGGGCGUGCCAAGGCGACCUGCCCCACGAGGCCCCAGGUAAAACCUCUCUCUCCCCCACAAGCGAAACCUCCUGGGAUCCCCACCCGGUGCGCUUCUUUGGUUGCGCUACUUGUUGCUCGCGGAGGGCGAGUCGAGGGGCGGCUGAUGUCACUUCUUUGGCCGGCUUGCGGUGUUGGCGUCUCCUCGCUCGCUCGCAAGAAGUCCCUCGGAGUCCAGCGAUUGCCGCCCAACUUCCCAGCUGUUGCCGGAGAGGGAUCCGAUCGCCUCCUGCUGCGACCUCAGCAAACUCUUGGGGGUUGUUUUCCCUCGGGAAGAGCUGCCACGCGCGUCUGGGCACAUAUUGGGUGGUGAUGGUGCUUUUGGAUAAGUCUAAGGACAGCCGCUCUUGGAGGGGAAGCGUCCCUUAAGGGUCUUCCCCAUCCGUAAUGGUAUAAGGCAUCGAUCAGUAUAUAAACACUCGCAGGAUGAAGGACCUGCUGGGUGACUGAGGUUGCUGCUGCUUUUCCCUCUGCUUCUUUCCCAACGUUUGCACUUUCUGUGGGUUGAGGGGGUUUACUGCAUGUCCACAUUCCCCCCCCCCCCCAUGCAUUGAUUUGGAGAAUCCGAUUCCCCAUACAGGGCAACGAUGAUGCCCACAGCCUUGCUGGUGUCACCGGUAGCUGGCAUGGCAGACUAGAGGAAUUGCAAUGGUCAGCAGCAGCAGGUGUUGGGAAUGCCAUUUGGGAGGGAUGGAGGGAAAAGGCCCUUUCCCAGUACCUCUAUUCCAGGUAGUGCCUUGGGGAUUUGCACUAACAGAGAGUGCACUGGGAGCUCCCAUGAUGUAGGGAUGACCUCAUUCCAAAGGCACGUGGGUCUCUUUGGCUGCUUGGGCUGAAAAUGCAGUGAGGUCCUUCUUUUUCUCAAUUCGAAUUGAGGCUGGUUUUGGGAGGAAAUGCAUCAAAAUGCACUAUUUCAUAAGAAAUGGCAGGAGAGACAUGGACUGUGGCUAAUGUUGUGUGGUGGGAGAGCACUGGAUGGGAGUGUAGACACAGCCUUUAAUUAUAUAUUUGGCCUCUAGCCUCUGCAGACCUUCUUCAUGUGGUGGUCUAAAAGGAAUGGGUUGACUUUCAAAUUUGUGGAUUGUGGUGCCUGAAAGCAGAGGCGGGAGGAGAACAAUGAAGGGAAUCCUGUGGGAUGUGAUGGAGCUGAACAUCUUCCAUAUUUUGGUCAUCAGGUCUUGCAUCAUGUUAUUCACUCUCCACUCUCAGCUCAGCCUCUCAUUCAGGGUUAGUUUUGCCCUUCCAUCUAUUAUCACCUUGAAACCCAACAGGCAGAAAGAAGGGAGUAUAAAUAGAAAUUAUAAGUCAGUAAAAAUAAUCUGCCAACCGGAGAGCACUUCUGGGGGAUGAGUCCAUUCACAGCCAUGUCGUCCUUUGCUCAGAGCCUGGGUCUUUGGGCAUUGCAGCCAAAGCUUUCUAUGCAUCAGGGAUUCAGAUCCACCAUGCAUGUUUUUAGACUACUUAAGCUACCUGUCACUUUACUCAUUUAUUUAUUGCAUACAUAUAUCCCCCACCUUUCCUCCAAGGAGUUCAAGGUGAUAUAGAUGGCUUUCCCCUUCUCCAUUAUAUCUUCACAACAGUUGGGGAGGGUUCGUGACUCGCCCAAGGUGAGCAUCAUGGUUGGUCCUAGUUUAUCCCUCUAGUCACCGCACUAAAAAUACCCAAGGAGAAGAAUACUUCUGAGCCACCUCUGUGGUGUCUCUUUCCCUGUGUCUAGCCAACAAUUCUCCUGCUAAUGCUAAAUCAGAUGAAACUUCUUGAGAGAUGUGGGACAGAAGCCACAGAAAGUUUAGUUGCUGUAACUGUCCCUCCCACUAGGCUGCCACACAACGCUGGGCAAGUCACCUUGCUUUUCUAUUUGCCAGUAAUUUUCAAACUUUCUACAUUUAAAAAGAACCGUUUAAGAAUGGACUUUCUUUCUGAGAUGAGAAAACCCCAAAUGUCUGCACAGAGGACCCCUCUGUGUUAGAGAAGAGUCUGGCACAUGCUGGAAGGAGCACUGAACAUGCCACUGGGUGUCAUCAAUGUUAUUUUUUUUGGCCCUGAUUCAAAAUUGUAUCCUCCACAUCACUUAGGCCAAUCUGCAUGAAGCCCUGCAUGCACUCAGAACAUAUUUUAGAAUGUACCCUGUAGUGUUUCUGCGAUUGUGAAAUACAGUAAAGAUUGCCAUUGGUCAACUUGGCCUCCUUAGGAAUGUAGGGACAUGAGAAAAUGCCUUAAACUAAGUCAGACAAAUGGCUCCAUCUAACUCAGAAUUGUCUACAUUGACUGGCAAUGGGUGUCCUGGAUUUCGGGCCCUGGGUCAAUCUCAGCCCUAACUGGCAGUGCCAGGAACUGAACCCGGGAACAUCUGCAUUCAAGGCAGAUGCUCUGCCACUGCGCUGUGGGCCUUCUCAUUGAGGAACCUCUCAUAAGCAACCAAGGACUCUCCUGAACACAGUUUAGAAACCACUACUUUGUUCUAUAGUAAAAAAAAAUUCAACGUCCUUUUUCUGAGGAAUUUUUAUAAUUCUCAAAAUUGCCUGAACAAUCAAAUGUCUCACCCAAGCUUCAACCUGCACUGUCCAGUCAGGUCUUGAGUGAUAGGAAUUUAGAAGAUAGCUUUCUAGAAUUUGGAAGCUGGGAGGAUGUUUGUGCAAAGGAUUUUGUGAGUGCUCAGUCUCAUCCCUGAGCAAUGAGCAGGUUGAACACUCAUACUUACAGCUACAAAGAGUACCUGUGGAUGUUUAUGACACAAUAAAUGUGCUAGUCAUUAGUCUUUAAGGUGCCACUGGAUUCUAUGGUUCUGGAGCGGAUAUUUUGCUACAGUAUCUCCCGAAGUGUGAGCCCAGCAGCUUUCUUCCUUGAGCGAAGUAGUAAAUGCUGCACCCACAAGUCAAGAUACAUGGUACCCAAGGCCACGCAAGUUAUUUUGCCACCCGAGGCAGAAAAAUCAGAAAACAUAUCCUUUCCAUGUCAGUAAUGUGUCAAUAACUGAAUAGCUAGCAAUUUGCUGCCCUUUCACGAAUGAUCCCCCAAAUCAACUGCCUAAGCUGACUGUCUCACUUUGCUCAAUGGUGGGGCCAGCUCAGCUUGACUUCAGCAAUUCAACCAAAGUAGAGUAUGCCACACAGGCAAGACCACAGUGGAAGCAGUGGUGAGUCUGUUGCUGAUUUGAAUUACAUCCAACAAGUCCCCUAGUAGAGCAAAGAAUUGGCAGGUGUAAUGCAUGAUUUACAAAAAUGAGAACUAGACAGAAAUUGAUGGAGGAUUUUUUUUUAUUAUUUUUUUGCAAAACUAGGAUGAUUCUUGGUGGGUACAGGUUUCAGCUUUUUGAGCAGUUUCAAAUGCUGAUGAGUUCAGUUUUUUAGAAUUCUCAAGUCAUUGGGAUCUGGCAUUCCUUUAAACUCAUAUUCAGACAUCACAAAAUUAGCCCAGGGCUACACUCUCAGUAACUACAGAUCUGCUAUGGCACUGGAAAAAUGCUGAGUGACUAUUCAGGGCAAAGGGGUCACCCUGUGAUUGCAAAGGAGUCAUCAUGAAGUCAGCCUAGAAUACCGGUGUAUUGCGCAAAUGAUAGUUGUCUUCGGCUGGUUUUGUGGUGGUGCCACGUGUGAGCUUCAGUGCCGUGCAUAGACUGGACUGGAUCUUCCUUGGGAAACAAAUGCCAUCUCCCACAUGGUGCCCAGGAGAUCUGAGCAUAGUUGUCAGUGAUGAUCUAUACCCUUUCAGAUUCCUUGCUCAUCAUCUAUGGUUUGUGUUGCUGUAUGUCAAAUGGACUCUUUUUGUUGAUCCUCUCACUUGGCGUCAGGCCAGGCACAAUCCACUGGCAAAUUUUCUUUUAUCUCAGAUUGCAGUUAUGGGUUCACUAAAGUGUGUAUUUUCAUCACAAGUAAAGAGUCCCGGCUGACAGGGUCUGUGAAUGGUUUUUAUCCAUGUGCUGUUUCUUCAAUGGCGGAGAUGGUACGAACCAAUCCCCGGGAGGAAUUCAGUGUUGCACUAUUAUGAUCCUUACAUCAAAGAAAACAUUCCUGAUUGCCAGAUGGAACAAUCUCCCUUCUCCUCAUCCGCCCCCCAUGCACUGUUCUGGGGGUUCUCCUGACACCCCACACCCUGAGCUGAUUUGGAUAAGAAGAGAGGGAGAAGCCCUGUUGUGCUAGCAGGAUUCAUUGUGCUGGCUCCCACUAGCACAACUGUUUAGUUGAGUCCUGCCCCAGCUUCCAAUAUGCUGUGUUGGGGAAAAUUUGCUUUCAGAGAUAAUAGCUCCACAGCUUCCAUGGCUUCUUGGAUAUUCCACAAGGGAUUAGGCAACUGUCCUUUAGAGAGCUUUCAAGUAGAGCAACAUUCCAUAAGAACAUUUAUCUGAAUAACAGUAGCUUUUUGAUGAGAGAAGCUAUGGAAGUUUAUGACUUCCUUGGAACUCUUUAUUUGGAACAGAAUGCUCUGGGAGGAAGUUUUUUGUGGUUUUGCAGAUUCUUAGGAAAUGACAAACUUAAGUUCAACCUUUGCCAGAUAGGUAUCUGUAUCACCAGGCUGUUUCCAACGGACGAUACCAUCUUCUGAUCUCAUGGUCUAGUGGAGUCGUCCGUUCUACUCCUUUAAGAAUGAACAGAUGAGAGCAAGUCACACUUCUUCGGCUCUGACUCUCGUUGUUUACUGUUCACGGCAUGCCAAAAUCACAGGUUGUAGUGGUAUUUCCUAGUGCUGGGAGGUUGAAUAACCUUAGGACAUCGCUUGUGUUUUAGUGUAAUCUGCAGAAGUUCACAUCCAUUGUGUUGCUCUGUUACUGUUAACUUUUUAAUAUGCUUACAAUAUAUAUUUCAAAUAAUCUCCAAACGGAUCUGCCCAAUUUUGGGCAGCCGCCAUCCUUUACUUGGAAUGUGAUACCUACCAGCAAUAUCUAGAGACCAUUUGUUUUUUGAGGUUCUUCUGUACUAGUUAUAAGAGUGAGGCAUUAUAUUUCAUCUGUACAUCAGCCAGGGUUGCCAGGCUGCAAGCUGGUGAACCUACCUUUCGCUGUUGAUAAAGGUAUGUUUUCUAGCAGAUGCAAUGGUAGACAUUGCAGCUGCUAUGCUGCUAACUGCUCUAGGAUAAAGAUGAGCGCUACUCAUUUGAGCAGAUGGGACAGUAUGGCAAGGGAUGCCACCAAGAAGUAGCAAAGCGGAAAGGGCAGGGGUAGCAAUUACUUCCACUCUAUUAACAUUGCUUAGUAGCUCUCAUAUAUCAGCUACAUCCAGAUACUGCAGAGAGAGAGAGAGAGAGAGAGAGAGAGAGAGAAGAAGAAGAAGAAGAAGAAGAAGAAGAAGAAGAAGAAGAAGAGGGAAGGAAGGAAGGGCAACAUUUUCCUUUCCUGGUCAUACAGGGCACUGUUUAUUUCUACCUUUGGCCAUUUAUGUUCGUGUGUGUAGGCCUUGGGUCAUUGCUGAGCUGCUGGCAGGUGUGGCAGUACUUACACCUGCUAAGGCUCACCUUAAAAGAAGCAGUUCUUUGCCCCCACCGUUCUAUCUCCCACCCUGCCACAGGAAGAGCAUGGCAAUGCAAGGACUACUUUUGAAAGCUUUACACAAUGAUACAAGUUCUCUGAAUACCUUCUCCAUCACAAGUCAAUGCACAUCAAGGGAAACGUCUUCCCACCAGGGUCAGUGAGUGUGCAACAUCCUCAGAGGAAUCAGGGUUCCUGUUUCACUUGGACCAGAUGGAUCUGCAAGCCUUGUGUUAUGCAGAGCUUUGAUGUGUGGGAGCAAAAGUCUGAAAUUUCAUAGGCGGACAAGCAAAUGCGUAUGUUGCCUUACAUGGGGGAUGGGGGGGGGGAAUAUCCCACACAGCUGUUGCUAAGGCAAAGAGCCAGUCAGUUGUCUUGCCAAGAAACCUGUCUUUAUUUCUUUAUUGUCAAUAACUUGAAGUAUUUGAAGGAAAAUGCAAUGUUUUCCUUCUCUGGUUAUAUAUAGGAUGCUACAUUAUGUAUUUAAAUUAUUUAUCUUAUAUCACUACAUGGGAUGAAUAUAUGUGUGUUUGUUUGUGCACAUGCACACACGUGCACACACACGUGCAUAUACACACACACACACUCACUAGGUCUUGGGGUCAUUUCUUGUAGGCCUGCCACUGCCUAUGAAACAAAGAAAGGAAGAAAGUCUCACCUGCAAAGGGAUUGCUCAGCUGACUCAAUCCACCCAUGUCUGGCUCAUUUUUCCUCACCACUGAAGUUGACAAACCCUACCAUAAGCUCAUUCAGCCACACUGGAUAACAUUCCUAACAUAAUAGACCUAGCCUGAACAAAGCCGUAACUCACACCAGAUACAGUCAUGUUGCUACCGGAAUGGAAUCCAGACAAUAAUCUUGCCUGGCAUUGUCUGGUGGUGAGUACCUUUUACCAAAGGCUCAGUAGAAAAUAUUGUUAGAAUGAGGGGGAGACAAUAACCCUGCCAGCUCCACCUCAUUUUCUUUUAACCCUCACAAUAGCCUGGAAUGAAAACAAGGAGGCCAGAAUCCAGCAGGAAUAAGAAGUGUGCUUUGACCUGUGGACUUCAGCUCUUUGCUUGAUGAUGGGCCCAGUAUAUUAAGCGAGAAUGUGUCUUUCUCCUCCUUCUGAACAUGUGGAUCCAUCUGGAUGGUGCUAAAUUUCCUUGAGUCCAUCAGACAGUGCCUCUUCAUUCUUUAAUCUCGGAUUUCUGGGAGUAGCUGGGGAGCUUAAAACAGGGUUUUCAAAAAGCAUUUUUUGAAAUGAUAUACUUUAUUUUGAUUCCAUGUAGCUCAUGAGUUAUUUUUAGGUUUGUAGAUCCUCUGGGCAUCUGAGCAGUUCUUUCUCUUGCUAUGUGAAAGAGGGUAAAAAGCUUUGAUGAGAAAUAUAUAGCCAACCACUUUGAACUAUCUGGUACCUCUCAUUGUCUGUUUCUAGCUAGCUAUUGAAAUCCCUCAAAGAAUAAAAAAGAGCAAAUAAAACACUUACAGCAACAAAGCAGAUAAAAACUGCAGCCAAUAUUUUGUUUUUAAGUUAGUUGAUAAACGUUAAAGCUGGAGGACUUCUUUUAAAAAUAAAUCUUGUGACUGUUUAACAAUUGUCUUUGGGAUUGAUGAUGGUGCAGUAAUGUAUCUAAUAACUGGGUGAAAUUCUAAUUGCCUUUAGUUUUUUAGGAGCUGGGUCAGUUUUAGAUAUUUUGCCAGGUGAGUAAAUAAUUGACUGAGAGAGAUCUAAUUACCAACCAUUUUCAUGUUCCUGUUGGUCAUUCAAGGCUGCAAUCCUAUGCUUCCAUGGAUGCAAAUCCCCAUUUCCAAGUUAGCAUCUUUAGGAUCAGGCUGUGCAAGUGUUAGCCCAAUAUGCAGCCGUUCAGCCCCCCUAAAUCAUUUUACUCUAGAGGGUGAGAUCCAAUGUAGUGUGAAUGGGUGUCUGCUCAUGCAACAGUGCUUCUCCUUCCUGCCCUACCCCCAACCUGCAUUGCAGGGGGAUUGGACUAGAUGGCUCUUAGGGUCCCUUCUAGCUCUAUGAGUCUAUGAUUCCAUGACCCCUGCACAUGCCCCAAAUCUGCUGUGGAUGGUUGAGAGACAUUCUGGAGCUGGUUCUGGGGAGUCAGGGGGAGAAGGUAAUCUUGAAGUCCUUUGCAGAAGCAGAUUUCCAUUGUGCAAGCAGGCUCCCACAUUGGAUCUAACCCAUGGUUGGUUUCCUUUUUUUGAAAAAACCUUCACUAUACACACACUCACUGCAAUUCUUCUAACAUUGCUGUUAUAGUAGUAUUAUAUGAAUAACAUGGUGCUAACGGAAUCAGUUGUUCCCUGAAAAAGUUAUUGGCUGUACAAAUCAGAGGAGAACUCCAAAAACAAAACUUGAGUUAUGCAUGAAGUAAUAUGAAGUAGACCUUCCAAAGGCAGCAAAUUCCAGAUGGGGCAUUUUACCACUCCUAACUCUGUAUGUGUAAUGAUUGUAUUACUAUGAAUCACCCUGGACUCAAUUUCUGAUCAAGGGCCUUAUGCAAAUACUUUGAGCAACCCCUCCCAGUGGUAUUAAAGGGAUAAAGAGAGAUGGACUUCCCCCUUUUGAGUACAAAAAUAUGUCAGGCUGGCACUAGAGCAUUGCUGCAGCUGGCCAUGUCCACGGGUUGUUUUUGGUGGGCACAGUAGAUAAUAUAGGAUAAGCAGCUCUGAGUUCAGAAGUGCUAUAACUUUGCUGUUCUGUCUGCACUGUCAGAGGCAGUGUUCCUUUAUAUAUGAGUUACUGAGAACUGGAAUCAUAGUAUCAUAUAAUUUUGGAACUGACCCUGAGGAUCAUCUAGUUAUUAGGCUUUGGGGAAUAGGAUCCCCCUAUGGUGGCAGCAAAGAAGCAGAGAAAAAAGAAGAGUUCUUGCCAAUUAGUUUAUUCAAUAAUUACAGUGAGAGACAAAGGAAUGCGGUCUCUCUCUCUAUCAUGGUGUUGCUCCAAGUAAAGUCCCACCCCCGUACGUCUCCCCUAUUAGAUGUCACUCCUGCGCCCACUAAUCUGAGCUUUCUGCUUCUGAACUCUCUGUUCUAAUACCCUCAAUGCCCGCCUGGUUCUGGGAGGGGAUGGGGGUCAAGAAUGCUUCCCAAGGACACUAAGUCUGUCAGCUGUCCCUCCCCUGGUGCUUCUUCUUCUUCCUGCUGUUCCUCUCCCAAUAUUUCCCAGCUUCUGCCCUCUGCAGCCUCUGAACUAUGCCCUUCUGCAAACCACUGUUCUAAAUCUAUACUAUCCUCCUGUUCUCAGGAAGGUUCAGCAGAAGGGGAGUGACCCCCACCAUUCCUCCUCAGUCCAGCCCUUGACACUAGUCCAACCCAAGUGUUGUUGCAGUCAGGUCCUGCUCGCAUGCUUCGCAUUGGCACUUUGAGAAGAGGAUGCUGGACUAGACGGGCCUUCAGUCUGGUCAAGCAAGUCACUUCUUACAUUCUUAAUUCAGGAGGUCAAGGAAUGAUUUUUUUACAUUCCUUCCCAUCCUAGAAUUUUUUUUAUUUUCACCAACACUCUCUCUUAUCUUUGGCACUCAGCUUCUGAAGAAAGGAGUGGAAGUCCUUGCCACAUAAUGGAUUGACUUUGACAGCAUGGAAAGAAAAUGUGAAGCUUUGAGUUUCAGGGAUGUUACUGGAAGUCAUGACCAUGACAUUUAGAAAUCCAGGGAGCUUGUCAAGUGACAAAUGCGCAGGAAGAAAUUCCAGUGGCUCUCAAACAGCUCUGGGCCUGUCAGCAUUUUUACUGAAUGCUCUCUCAACGUACCGCCGGAGAGGCUGUGCAGGCAACUAAUUUCCCCCUUGUUUUUCAACUUACACUUUUUAAUCCACAAUGGGUUGCAUUGGCUUAUAUAUUUAAAAGUAUCAGGUGGAUUUGAUAGGGUGGCUCGACACACUUGUGACCAGUUUGUUGAGCGGAGCAGGCGGUUUCAGACUCACUCAGUAUGGAUGCAUGUUAAAUCACAGACAGUGCAACCCUAAGCAUAUUUACUUAGAAGUGAAGCCCACCAUCUUCAGCCAUUACAAUUUUCGAUCCAUUGAAGGGGCACAGGUGUCAGAAAGCACACAGGCAUUGGAGGCAAUGUACCAUCCCUCUGCCAUUAUGUUCCAAUUCUCUGAUCAAGCAUAGUGCAUGCCCAGCUUAAGCGUGGAUAAAAUAGUAGUCUCCGAGAACAAGGCUGGAGCAGGGCAGGGAGAAUUAAAGUUUGGAGGUGGUGGGAAUGAGAUUGGGUUGUUUGUGUGGAUUUGGCCACCACUGUAGAAAAGUAAACAGCAGCAAAGCACUUUGGGUAAGUCUGCAGCAGCUUAUUUUGGCAUGAUUUACCAACAGAAAUAGCAUGAAGACCUUGAGAGUUCUGCCACAGUCUGUUUACUGACGCUGAUUAUUGUUCCACUUUCAGGUCUCUUGGUACAUUAUUCAGAAGGUACUAACCUUUUUGCGGUUAGUGUGGACAAAUACGCUGUGAUGUCAACCCCUUCCCCUCCCAAUCCUGGCAAUUGUCCAGCCGGUCUGUUCCAUUAUUCCCCUUAUCUCUUUCAUUCUCUCUUUUACUUUCUUUUGUUGAUUUUAUGCUUAGCCACUCUUUUUUCAGGGUACUGAGAGGCAGUACUUUCCUGACUCUGCGUAACCCUGGCUGCUAAACAAUCCUAUAGCGAACUCUCAGGGUGCUCCCCCUUUCCAUGCCAUAUCACUGACUUUAACUUGAUAACUAAGGCUCCAAUCCUAACUCCAAUAACCUGGGAGUAAGCCUCCUUCAGUUCAGUAGAAUAUAUAUCUGAGUUAACAUGGUUAGGGCUGUAAGGCUCUCCUUUUAGAAACAGGUUGACUCUACUCUUGCCAUAAAACUCUAGAGUGCACUAAAUUUUAGUGACUAAAACAUUCCCGUGUCUACCUUGAUCCUAUGCAUUUUCUUCUCUGAAGUUAUUUCUGUUGUGCUCAGUUGCGGUGCUCCAGUGAGUAAAUAUGGACAGGAUUGCAGCCUUAAACGGAUCUAGCAGUUAUCCCCUCCCACAGGCAACCUGGGAACUGUAGGUGCAAAAGAGGAUAGGGAAAAUCUGUUUAAGAAGAUAGAGAAAACCCUCAACACUACUGAUAAACUAUGAUUCCAAGGAUUCUUUCAGAGCAGGAGUUGCAAACCCUUAGCCCAUGGGUUAUAUAUAGCCCUCCAAGAGGUUUUGGGUGCUCCCCCCAUUUCAGUGACAAGUUAAAUAUUGAUUGAUUGAUUGAUUGAUUGAUUGACUGAUUGAUUGAUUGAUGCAUACAUGCAUGCAUUCAUAAAAACCAAACCACUCACCACCUUUCCAUUUAGGGGAAUUUAGGAUGAGGGAAGAGGAACUUUGAAAAAAAUAAUAUUAGGAAAAUCAGUUAAACUAAAUACCUUUUAAAAAAAGUAAAAUAAAAUAACCAGUCGGAAAUAAGGAAAGGAAUGGCCUCACUUUGGAUAGAUAGCAGCAGCAUAAAUGCAUUAAAUAAAAGAAGUUUUAAAAAGUAAAAGAAUAUGCACAUAGAAUGAGUUUGGGAGGAUUAAGGAAGGGAAUGGACUGGCCCUGGGUGGAAAGAAUUUAACAUGAGUUUGGGAUUAAUAAAGGGAAGGGAUCGUUAAUGCGAUGAAUGUCGGGAAGGGGAUGAAGGGGAGAGAGUUAACAUAUUCUGUGUAUUCAGCAUUUAAUUGAAAAUGAAUUUAGACGGUAUUAAUUUUUCCACUCUGGCCACACCCAUUUGGCUCCCUCUGCUUUAGUCUAUGUCAUGGCUGUACCUCUACCCUCAGUCAGACUUGUUGCUGGCAAAAGGCAAUCUCUGGGAUGUUCAUUGCCCCUGACACUUUUCUUUCACAAGUGCCCACAGCUCUGAGAAAGCCAAGGUGGAAGGUCACAAGCACUUUUGGAUUUACUGCAGCCAUAUUCUACAGACUGGCAAUGUUUGUGAUGCCUCCAACAAAGGAAGUCAACAUUUAUACAAUGUCUUGUGAAGCUUACAAAUAUUCCAUCUAGGUCUGAAAUCCUUCGCCUCAUUUUCUACCUUCAGUGGCAACAGAGCAGAGCCAUUUCCCACCUUUCUGCAUGGUGACCUUCAAAGUAGCCUUAUUGAAAAUCUGUGUCACUCCUCUUCACCCUCAAUAAGAAACUUAACAGUAGUGUGUGUGUGUGGCAUUAUGCACUGUGGGAAAACACAACUUGCUUCUCCAUUAGGAGGUUUCACAUAAUAGAUGGCACACAUAAACGUAGUAUCGGCAGUCCAAAUCACUAUAGCAAUUUGGCCGUAAAUGCCUGUCAUUUCUGCAUUGUAUUUUAAAUCAUGUGUGGAGGUUUAGCCUUCAUACAAUAUAGGCUUAUUUUUAAGGGGACACAAGUAUUUUGAAUAGUUGAUGCAAAACGAGCCUUUAUUUUGCUUCCCUCAGUCUGAAAUGAGCAUUAAAUGGACGGAGACUCUCUUCUUAUGGCUUCUUCCCCUAUUUUCAUUUAGUCUUUUAUAGGUGUAUUCCCCACUGUGCAAUAAACUGGCCCAUUGGACUGCUUCAUAAGGCCAACAGGAGGUGGUCAAAUGAGACCUACUUUUUAAAAACAAAAAAACCCACAAGCAGUAUCUUUCUCACAUCCUUGUUGGAACAGAUUGCCUUUCCUAUCCUCUUUUCCUCUCUUGAGCCCUUCAGAUUUGUCAGCAUUUCAUAGAUUUGUAGAAAUCAAAUGACUUGUUGCUUAGGCAGGGGCGAGGCACUUCACUCUAUCACAGGCUAUGUCCCUGGAAUAUGAAAUCAGAUUCAGACCCAGAACUGGAUUUUGUCCCUUGAAAAGCAGUUCUGUUGAGCUUGAUACAGGAAAUUCUAGCUGCUACAUCUUUUUGCACCUGAGUGCACAGGGCCAAGGAGCCUCUUCAUAUUCUCAUCCUGCCUCCCCUUGCUUCUGCCUGCCCUCUUAUUUGCCCUCUGGAAUUGACUUCAAGUCCCAACGGAAGCAGGGAGAGGGGCAGUUUGAAUGAUGGGGACUGUAGUUACGAACUCAGCAGACUGGAGAAUUUGUAGCUGCUUCCAUGCCUGAUGAUAUCAGCACAAUUUAAAAUGUGAUGUAAGCAGCAUCCAUAUCUAUCCCAGAGGAAAGAAUGUGCCAACUGGUCUGUGUUAGUAGCACAAGCGUAUUGUAUAGCAAGCAGCAUUCUCUCACAAAAUCGAGUAUAUUUUUGGUAAUAAUCUGCACAAGAGACUCCCCUGCCCUGAAGAGGGAUGAUAUUUUAAAAAAUUUAGAGUAAUGGAGUGACAAUCAGGACAGCUGGCAACCCUGCUGGCAAGUCCAGCUCAGUGUGAGAGUGGAUUAAAUGACAUCUUAGGCCUCUGUUGACAACUAUUUUUUUAAUGAGAGACUUAUUUGGAAAUGGAAAGGGGAUGAAGGGCCAAUAGCAGCAGCUCCACCCCCUGAUUUACAUCCAUAUAAGCUGAAACAGAAAACAUAAAGAGAGCCUGUUGCCUUUCUCAUAGCAGCCCACCAAACGGCUAUGGGACCUGAGUGCCACACCAUGAGAUCUAAUGCUUUUUUCCUAGAAAAAUAGGUGCUGGUACUCACCAUGAAGUUGUUAUAGUAAGUGCCACACUUUUUAACCAAGAGAGAGAGAGAGGUGCCGGGACUGCGUACCCCUGAGUAAAAAACACUGACAAGACCUAAGAGCAGUGGGCAAAAGUUCUGUUGUUUUCUCCUUUCCUACGUGAACACAGGCAGAUCUCUGAUUUUACUAUGCAUCUUUCAGAAAAAGAACUCUUCCUUGCUACAGACACUUUAGCAAGCACCUCCCCUGCGCCUAAGCUGCUCAUUCGCACUUGAUGGAGUCAUGUUUGGGAAUUACCUGCUAAUAGGAGAAUUCUAGCAAGGCAUCUGUUCACACUGUUGUUGAGCCCUUCACCUGUUUCCCGGAGCUGUGGAAACUCCCCCAUCCCUCUCUGCAUUUGGAAAUGUCUGCUGCAUGGGCUGGGCACCACCAUAUUACGAAUUUCCACACUCUGCCCACAGGCAAGCAUAACCUGUGCUCCAGCUCUUUCAGUGAAUACCUGAGGUUCACAAUAAGAUGAGUGCUCUGCCAAAGGCCGUGAUGCUGUUGACACGAGGGAGGAGGUUCGAGGUUCGCUUGCUAGCAAGCGUCUCCCAGACGACCUGAGGGCAUAAAAGGGACGGACUGGGCUUGAGGCCGGGUAGGAGGCCCGUCAGCUGUAUUUCUUAGCUUAUCUGGCCUUACGAUUUGAUGACAGAAUGCAGAGUUGAAGUUAAAAAAUACACCCUGUGAGAGUACCAGAGAGUCCUACAGCACAAGUAACAGCAGCAGUGUGUGAUCUGAGAGGGUGUCUGAGCAGCAGUGGUGCUCUCCUGACUGUUUCUUCCAGUUUUUCAUUUUCCCAUUCUUCAGUUCAUCUCUCUACAUUUCCACACCAGUCUGCAUUUAAAAAACCCAACAACCAACCUCCUGAAAGUUCCUUAGCAGUUUAGUGCAAAUUUCUCCUAAUAUAUACAUUUUUGUAUAGAAUUUUUCCUGAUUACACAUUUUGGCAAAACAAUUUCCCCACAUAUAAUGCAGUGUGUGUGUGUAUUUACGCAGUAGGAGAAUAUAUACAGUAGGAGAAAGUGUGCAUAAAAAUGCAUAUACAGGUGUGUGUGUGUACCAAAAACACACACACCUGUAUAUGCAUUUUUAUGCACACUGUCUCCUACUAUAUGCACUUUUGGGUACAUUACUUGGCGGGAACACCACACUACAAAAUUUGGAGAAGGGCAAAUUUCAAAAAAUGGCUGUGUUUCGGUUUGUGUAAUGUUUCAGAAAGGGUGGAUUUGGUAGGUUCACCUUUAAAUGGGAAAUGAAUCCAUUUUCUCUGCUAUUCCUAGAUGGAGUGGAAUGAGGCAGUGGUGAGGUCAGAGUUGGCAGGGGUGGCCUUGCCACCACCUACUCUGCUUCGUCUUUGUCUCAGUGAAUGCCAGGAAGGCAGCACUGUUCCUCUAGCCACGCCACUGCUGCAAAGAAAAAGACCCAAAUAACGUUAUUAUAAUUCUUUUCCUGGGCCAGUGGGAUUGCGGGUCCGGGCAUUAUGCUCCACAGUCCACAACCCACAGACAAAUAAAGGACCACAUAGGCUGGUUUGAAUUGAAACAGGCCACAACCUUAUUGAAUACAAAUGAAAGAGGUUUGGCUUGGGCAUGGGGCAAUCAAAAUACUUCUGGCCCGCCACCGGAAGUGACACGUAGGUCAGUCCUAAGACUUACCGUAUUUUUAGCCCUAUAGGACGCACCGGCCCAUAGGACGCACCUAGUUUUUUUGGGGGGGGAAAUAAAGUAAAAAAAAAAUUAUUUCCCCCCAGGCGUGGGGCUGGGGCGGGGGAAACCCGAGCUUCCCCCGACCCCAGCACCCAGAACAGGCAGCUCUCCGCAAGCCGCGGGAGCCCUGGGAGCUCUCCGCAAGCCGUGGGAGCGCCGGGCUCCCGUGACUUGCGGAGAGCUGCGCUAAGCUUGAAGCCUGGGCGCACUGAGCUCAGCGCGCCCAGGCUUCAGCAUGCAGGCAACUCUCUGCAAGCCGUGGGAGCCCGGCGCCAGGGUCCCACGGCUUGCGGAGAGCUGCGCGAAGCCUGGAGAGUGAGGGGGUCAGUGCGCGCCGACCCCUCUCGCUCUCCAGGCUUCAGCGAAAGCCACACACAUUUCCCCUUUAUUUUUGAAGGGGAAAAAGUGCGUCCUAUAGGGUGAAAAAUACGGUACAUCAAACAGGGAACCCGACAAGGGAAAAGCAGGUAGGGCCCCAGGUGAAGGCUGCUUAAAUGGCCAGGGAGCAGACCUGAGGGAAGCCUUCCUGCUCCGUCGACUCCGGCCCCCAGCCCAACCCAUGUCCUAGCCUGCAUCCCUAUUUGCCAUUCUGGGAUGCAGGCAAGGAUCCGGCUUCUGAUAGGUGUUGCGGGCUUAUGCUCAUGCCCCCUAUCCAAACAGGGCUCCAAUGAAAUGAUUCCCUCAUCGGGGCCACAGAGAAGCGUCUGCCAUCCCGCAACGCCUCCUCACCAGAAAGGGACUUAUAAUACUGUCUCAGUCAGCUUUGUCUUGCAUACCGAAGCACACUUGGGAACCAGAAGUAAUUUUCCUGUAAAAGAGACUAUUGCCCAUUGGAAUUAGAAGUUAUAUUUCACCUGUAGGAAUUUGAAAAAGUCUGGUGUGUGUGUGUGUGUGUUUUUAAUGGAUGUUUUAGCAUUUACUAAUGCUUUUACGGAAGGUUGUACUUAUAUUUGUACAAUGCAGGUAUUCCUUGGAAAUAAUUUGGGUUUAUUUGUGGCACAGACUGUAAUACUGAAUAAGCCAAAUUCUGAGGAUCCACGCUUCUUCUCUGUCAACUGAUUAUAUGUUGCACUGUGGCUGUGAUGCAUGUGAGCCCCUUUUCUUUUUUAAUCAGAAAUAUCUGCAUUAAAAUAAAAAAUCCAGAAGUGAAUGGGGCUCACACACCAUUCCUUUUCCCUCUCUGUUUCUGAACACCUGGAUUUUUAUUUAUUUAUUUUACACUUCCUUGAUUCUGGGCUAAGCCUGAAGAGGUGAGAGAAGGUGAGAGAAACCUAAAGCCUCCAAGAUGCUCCCAACCUGUCAGAGAUAGCAAGCGAGGGAUUAAGAGCUCAUUCGCUGGGGCAAUAAGUCAGGCAAAUGGAGUAGGAUGUGAAAAGCAGAUGGGAGAAUCCUGCAAGACAGGUCACUGGGGCAAAAGAGACCUUAAUGAAGCGUAACAAUGAAGAAUAAAAUUACAUUGGGGUCAUUUGGAAUGCUCUGCCUGUAGCAGGCAGAAGACCAGUUAGCGACUCUUGAGGGGAAGUGGGGUCUGUGAGGCAGGGAACCCCUCUCCUCUUCUAUAUGGGAUAGGAAUGUUAAGUUAAAAUGCCACAUUCCAUUUCAGACUCUGAGGGAAAAGGGAAAAGUGGAUGAGCAAGUGAAGAGCACUUUGUUGAGCUUGGCUGUUGACAGGACACAAAUUCUUGAAAAAUAAGAGCCUGAUAAGGGUAGUAAAGAGAUAUGUAAUUAUAUAAAACCACAAAACCAAACAGUAAUAUUAUAACAAGUUAAAAGCAAAAAGAAAUUAGAAAAAACCAUAAAUAGACCAUUGUGGUGGGUAUGUACUCUUAACUGCCGGCAUAGGCUUGAUGGAACAGAAGAGUUUUCAGCGGGCAUUUAAAAGUUGGCACAAAGGACGCCCACUGAUUCUCUAGUGGCAGGGUGUUCCAUUAGGUACAUAGUUUUGGGAAUGUUUCUAUAUAACGGUGGCAAAAAUGACAAUGCUUGUGUCCCGGAUGUGUUUCAACAGGCGUGUGUUCAAUGUAGAAUCAGCCGAAAUGGAGCCAGGUAGGUUUCUGAGGCUGGCAAAUGACCUGACCAAGCUAUAAUUCUGUAUUUAAUAGUGGUGUCCUUCAAACCCGCUCUGAAGGGCCCUCUUGGGACACCGUGGUGCAGUGGCCUGAGAGUGCUGGGUUCAAUUCCUAGCUCAUCCAUGAAGCUCACUGGGUGGCCUUGGAUAGGUCACAGCCUAACCUGCCUCACGGAUGGUUAUAAGAAGAAUUAUGAGGCACUCUGAACACAGAAAAGAUAUUAUAGAAGCAUAAAUAAUAGUAUUCAGAAACAGUUCCUGCAAGAGCUUCAUUUUUCUUCCCCAAGCAGCCUUCAGCACUACAGGGGGAAAAUGCUGGAUGUGUGUUCAGAGUGUUUCAGCUUCUAAGCCUGAAAUUCAUAAUCAUCUGGCCCCUGCGGUUUGUUUUUUAAUAGUCCCACCAGCAUCCUGCAGCCAUAUUUCUUCCACAUUCUAGGAAGAUAAACACUUGAAAGGGUGACCCACUGGAGGAUGAAACUCAGGCCUGCUCUGGCCCGUCUCCAGUUGGGGUCAGUCUCUCUGGUCAACUGAGGAAACUUUUCUCUCUGUGCUGUUGCCAAGGAAAAGAGAACUGCAAUGUUACUUAAGAUUGAAAAGAACAGAAUAUUUUGUACUGGAUUCUCUUUGCUGUGUUAGGUCUAGACCUGUUGUUUUACAUAUGGCCAUUCACACUCUUAUAUCCCUCCGUAGCCAGCAACCCACACUUUUGACACCUGAUCUUAGCUUCUUUAACAGAUUCUUCCCCAAUGUGGCAACAAAUAAGUCAUUUUAACUGCAAAGAAGCAUUGGUGGCUGAUUUUUCCUCAUGAAAAGCUCCUUCAGAGGGGGACAAGAAGAUGUUUGCUCAUGUUACAAAUAUCCCCCACAUUCUUGAUGAAACAGUUUAAAAUUUUGAACAUAUGCCAUGAUUUCUAACAUUUGUUGGUAAUACAACAUUUUUGGGACUCGUAGGCUUGGUUUGCACAUCACAUUAAACCAUUGUUUAAAACAAAUGAUGGUUUAAUGUGAAUGAGUGGUGUGGUGUGUUGUUGCAUGCUGCUCAAAAAUUCCCAUUGCGCUGUGGACGAAAUGAAAUGUUUGUGGUGGACAACGCACCAUGCAAAUGGAACUUGGCGGACAGACAUUGGGGGGGACAGGAACAUGAGCAGAGCGUGACCAUGUUUUGCAUAUGCUCCCUAAAUCGUAGCAGACUAUGCCAGGUCCUAACCAUCUCCACCUCCACCUCCCACCUCCCCCUAAAGCAUUAUAAGUAGGCAAGGCAAGCUUGAUGGUUUUACAAACAUGCCCGCUGUUGGUUACAUAAUGGCUGGAUUGCUGCAAGAUGCUCUACAUAGGACUGCCUUUGAAAAGCUGGUACAAAAGUUUUGGCUAAAGUUUUGACCAGAGAUGAGGGUUUGGAGCAUGUUAAUCACCUUUUAUACCAUCUUCAGCGGCUUAGGACUUCCCAUCUUCCCAGAUGAACCUCUCCAUCCACUCAGAUACUUUUUUGACUUCUUGGCCACUAUUUGAAGUACUGUUCUUGAUAGAAAUGCUGUGAGUCCUCUCUGUUGUUGUAUCCAGACUACACACACACACACACACACACACACACACCUACCUCACACACAUGCACACACAAUCUGUUCAGCACUCAUCUUGGUUAUAUAUGUCACUGCCCAGAGACAAAAAAAGGCUGUUUUGCCAGGCUUUUCAUCUUGAUUUUAUUAGCCAUGGCUCUCUGAUGUUUAUCUAUCUUGUCUUCCUUGUUCUGAUAUUGUGUUCAUUUUGUUUGCUUUGAAUAAUAUUAAAGUCUAUUUUGUCUCUAUGUAAGUCUCUAUAUAAAAUUUAUUUGGAUAUAUAAAUCCAGUGCUUUCUGGCACCUCUUUUUUUUGUUGUUGUUGUUGUUAAAAAGUGUGGCCCUUACUGUAACAACUUCAUGGCGAGUACCAGCACCUAGUUUUCUUGGGGGGGGGGAGCACUGUAUAAAUCUAUAAAUCAUUAAUGAGGACGACGAUGACAAUUAUUCUGAAAGCCACAUCAGACAUUUUAUCAGAAAAUGAAAGUGGAAUGCAAAUGUCCAAAGAAGCAAAAUAAAAGCAGUGCCUGUCCAUGUGACUGCAUGACACCACUGUCUUGAGAAUGCACAGGCAGGCGCUGCUGAGUCUCUGUUGACUCCUUCUAAAAGGGACCAGAUCACGAGGCUACAGCUAAGUCAUAAUUUACCACUGCAAUCAGUAGGCGGAGGAAUGCUCCCAAGCGAGAUGCAUUCCUGGAGCCUCUGUCCAGUAAACCAAUGGGGUGGCUCUUUGCCAUCACUUCUGCAAAAUUUCAGAGAUAGCCAUGUUAUUUUUAAAAAAGCAAUUAUUAUUAUUGGAAUACAAUUUUGUUCAUUUGUCUGUGUUGCGGGAAAUAGUAAAUUGAAAUAAAUAGACCUUCCUGUGAUAAAGAGCAUUUUAAUCCCCCCAAAACGAUACAGAUUCACUUAGUGGGAAAAGGAAAGGAACUUUGAGUUGCUACAUAGCCAGCUUGACAUUUUUGAAAAGCCACAAAAGUUCAAAUAAACAUGUAAAAUCAACAGCAAAUGUGGAAUGCUGUGUGAGUGCUUCUGGAGGCAGUAUAUGGUAUAGGGUGUGCAAUGCACCUGCAUCUACAAUAUAGCGGUGGCUUAUGCUCAGACACAGGGCUUCCUUGGAGGGAUUUUCUUUGAUAUAUGACGCUGUUCUCCUAAAUUGUUAACCCUAAACAUACCAUAUUUUUCGUCCCAUAGGACGCACCGGCCCAAAACCAGGUCGGGGAUUCCAAACCAGGUCGGGGAACAACGGUAUGGUGGCGCUCCGCCUCCCCGCUGUCCCCCGAGCUUGUGGGGCUGCCCGAUGUCUGCCUGAAGCGCGGGGCGCUCUUCUUCAGCGCUCCCCGCGCUCCGUGCAGCAGGCUGCUAUCCGCAGCCUAGGGAGCCCUGCAGGAACUCCGGCAGGGCUCCCCAGGCUGUGGAUAUCUGCCCGGCGCGAGGGGUCUCUGCUUCAGGGCGCCCGCGCGCCGGGCAGCAGGCUGCUAUCCGCAGCCUAGGGGGCCCUGCAGGAACUCCCGCGGGCUCCCCAGGCUUGCUGAUAGCUUUCUGAAGCCUGGAGAGCGAGAGGGGUCGGUGCGCACCGACCCCUCUCUCUCUCCAAGCUUCAGCGAAAGCCUGUAUUCGCCCCAUAGGAUGCACACAGAUUUCCCCUUCAUUUUUGGAGGGGGAAAAGUGCGUCCUAUGGGGCGAAAAAUACGGUACUUACUGGGAAGUAAGCGCUGGUAAGUAAGCUCUUAGACUUCAGUAAUUUAGGAGAUCAAAAAUACUCCUUUUUGAGGAGGCAACUGUCUUGUAAGAUGGGACAUGGUGGAAAGACUCUGUGGUGAAAGACGAGAAGGCGUUUACAUCAAAAUGCUAUAAAUUGUAGUGUUGACUGUAUUGUGUGGGCACAUUCAUAUUUGGUUUAAUUAUCCAUAGGAUGUGCAGCAAUGUAUGCAUGUGUGUUACAUGCAGGCUUAAGCAAAAAAGCUAGCCCUAGUCUGCUCUUAUUCAUAGAGGGGGAAACUCUGUAUUUCAGAAGUCAUAGGCAGUAACUACACUGGCUAUCCUCUAGUAUCCAACAAAUGCAACCUAUUUCUAUUUAUUUAUGUAACAGCAGGACUAGAUGGAAGCUACAGCCAUUAUUUGGUUCACUGGUUACCAGUUUGCUUUCUGGCCCAAUUCAAUCUGCUGGUCUUGAUCUUUAAAACCUUAAAUGAUCUGAGACCAUCUAUAUGUACCUACCUGAAUACUUAAAUAAUCUUCAAAGGUCCAUGUGAUGUAUGGCGGGUGAAUACACAAGAUAGGUUUUUUCAGUCAAGGCAGGAUAUCUGAAAUGACCUGGAUCCAUCUGACCCUAUCACUGCUGACUUUCUCCUGCACCGCAAAUAAACAACUUCUUCCAUUGAGUGUUUGAUGUAGUACAGAACUCUGUAUGAAAGCUCUGCUGUUUUUGCACAAUUCUUCUGUACAGGCAUUUUUAUUAUAUAUUUUGAAAUAUAUAUAGUAAAUGUUUUAGGGUGCAAUCGAAACUCCCUCCUGCCCUGUAGCCAUAGUAGAAAGUGUUGGAAUAUGCCUGGGGGCACACGCAGCCCCCGGAAUGAGACAAACCUCUCCAGGCAUCUUACUGAUGCAGCGCAGCCGGGGACGUCCAUAAAUCUUCAGUCCCAGCACGCACCAGCGACACAUAUCAGAAGACUAUGUUCACACUCACUCAGCAGAGUAUAGCAGAAACAAAGUGGAGCUUUGGUGUGUGCAUUUUAAGUAUUUAUUAAGCAACAUAUAGUAAAAGCUAUGGUUUUCCCAGUAGUGUUGUAAGGAAGUGAAAGCUGGACCAUAAAGAAGGCUGAUCGCUGAAGAAUUGAUGCUUUUGAAUUAUGGUGCUGGAGGAGACUCUUGAGACUGCAAGAAGAUCAAACCUAUCUAUUCUGAAGGAAAUCAGCCCUGAGUGCUCACUGGAAGGACAGAUCCUGAAGCUGAGGCUCCAAUACUUUGGCCACCUCAUGAGAAGAGAAGACUCCCUGGAAAAGACCCUGAUGCUGGGAAAGAUGGAGGGCACAAGGAGAAGGGGACAACAGAGGAUGAGAUGGUUGGACAGUGUUCUCGAAGCUACGAACAUGAGUUUGACCAAACUGCGGAAGGCAGUGGAAGACAGGAGUGCCUGGUGUGCUCUGGUCCAUGGGGUCAUGAAGAGUCGGACACGACUAAACGACUAAACAACAACAACAAUACAGGACAAAGCAAUCAUGGCAUCCUCUCUCUUCUCCUCUGAGAGAGAGAGAGAGAGAAAGAAAAGUAAUACAAAAGUACAAUAGAGCGGAAGAGAUAAGACUAGCUUUCGUUUUCACACUUUCCAAGCCUGGAAAGUAAAUACAGAGAUGUGAUGUAACAAUCACACAUCCAACAACGGAGGAGUGAAAUGCUAACAGAAAGUGCAGGUCAGCAAGAUCCACACUGUCUAGGACCAGUCACAGAGACAGCUCCCACAAAGGCAGUGGGAUCAACUCAAGAUCCAGCAGAUCCCAAGCUAAUUCAGCUCUGCCGUUAGAAUACCCUAUGUCAGGGCUACCCUCUGGCUUUCCACAGCAUGGAUCCCACCGGUGGGUCUCCUGUCUCUCUGCCCAUUCAGUGCUGGGAAGAGGGAGGUUGUCACCAACAGAGUGGGGCUCAUGUUGCUCCAUCUUUGGCGGAAAGUGGGAGAUCAGCUGAGCCAAGAGAGCUGAACUGCAGGCUGACUCUGCCUAAUCCAGUCCCCUUCAAGUAAGGGAGGUGGAUUUAGAUUGCUCUGCUAUUCAAACAAUAUUUCUUAGCUGCCUUGGGGGGUGUUUUCUUGUUUUCUUUUUUUAAAAGGUGGGUUAUAAAAAUAAUUAUUUUAAUGUAUCCUCUGGCAGCAUAAUAUCUGUGAAGGUGAACAUAUAGAGAGCCAGUCUGUUGACACCAGUGCAAAAGUCCAGUCCCUGGUGACAUGGCUUCCUGUGACACAAUUGUGGCGAUGUGGCUGUGGGGAAGACAGCACAGUCUAAGUCAUGUUCAUCACAACAUGUAUAUUUCCAUUAUUUGUUUCCACCGAUUUCCCAUUUGCCAUGGAAAAACUGAUGUCUGUCUCCAAAAGAAGCUGCCCUUUUAUGCUAGAGUUCAGGUGUGUGUGUGUGUAAUGUUUCCUCCUUGCAUAAAAAUGAAAUGUGACAAAAGCACAUGGGAUACGAAUGGUUCGCAGGAAGCACGCUUAACACAUUCCUGUCCCAUGCUCUUACUUUGGCUUCCUUUCCUUUGCUCCUCUCCCUCUUUUCGCUCCUCCUUCAAGAAGAUAUGGUGGGUUGAAGCACUUCCCUUCUCCCAUUGUUAUUCAUGCAGUUAUCAUGCACUGGCUUGGUAUAAACGUGCAGUAUGAAUGGUCACCAAUAUGUAAUAGUACCUGAAAUACUCCACUAUUGACUUGACGUAUUCCUCCCCCCGCAUUUGUGAUACAUUGCCCAACAUGUUUAUAUCUUUCAAUAGGAAUGGGCUGAAUCCACAGCCUUUGAUUUUAAGGCACAACCUGGUCUGUGUUGGGUGAUAGUUGUUCCCAAGGACUAUAAACUGUAUCUGUGUGGCUUCAGGUUAAGCAAAGAGGCAGCAAGAGGGGGCAGGAAGGGGUUGUUUAACCUUUUCAUUCUCAGCUGUUUGUCCUCUAAUCACUCUACCCCAAGUUAUCCCAAGAGCUCUCUGUAAAAAUAAUAAUAAUAACCUAUUAGAGAGAAAAGCAGCUUAAGGGAGGGGGUGCUUUUGAGUGGAUAAAUUCCUUAAAUGAAAGGGUAUAACAGUUCCCUCUCUAGCCGACCCACAAUUACUUUAUCUAAGAAGAAACCCCUUGGGGGCGGGAAGGACAUAAAGGAAAUACGGGUCAUUAUUUAUUUUGUUUUAUUUUUGUUUUCAAUCUAAUUCGAAACCUGGAAUUCCCUACUGUCUGCUGCCAGCCACCCCUGCCAGCUCUCUAUCUCAUAUAUUUUUGGUCUUUGUGAACACUGAAAUUCUUAAUUUGAAAAUGUGAUGGCAAAAUAAUAAUGUGCUACAAGCAAGUUUAUAAGCACAUAGAAGCUAAAUAUAGCUGUGUUUUAACACCCACAAUUGCAAGCACAAAAUUAUUAUCAAGCUGAAGGUAACUGCAUUAGAACACUGCAGACUGAGGCUGCAAUCCUAAAACUGGGUUGGAGGUGGAGGGAGAGGAAGAAACAAAGGCUUGCCGAAUGCUCAUAUAUAAUGUUUUUUCCCGUUAGCAACAAUGAGAGUAGGGAUAUGGGAUAAAUUCAAUUCUGUUCACAUUUAAAGGCGAGCCGACCUGAUUUGCACCUUCCAAAACAAUGCACACACCCAAAUACAGCCAUCCUUCAAAAUUUGCACUUUUCCAGAUUUUGCAAUGCACGUCUACAGCCAAGGGAUAUGUAUAAAAAUGCAUAAGCUAGGGGAAAGUGCAUAAAAUGUAUGCAUUUGUGACAAUAACAUUCCAAAAUGUGUUAUAUUAGGAGGAAUGGCCUUUGCAAAAAUGAAUGCAUUAGGCAAACUCACUUACAAACAUCAUAUAUUCGGAGACAUUCCUUGAUGAAUUUUCACAAAGACUUCUUUUCCCCCCUUUUUUUAAAAAUGCAAACUGAUGUGGAAGUCCAAAUUUAAGACUGGAAAAAAUGAGAAAGUGAGAGGAACAUCCUUACAUGAGAGGGAAAUAAAGGAGAUGCAAGCUGUUCCCUGGUCCUCCCCCAGCAUGCCCCCAAUUUGCCCAGGCACAGCCAUUUCUGGGCCUUGCUGACAUAGGUCUGGCUUCUGACAUUCACUGAUCUCUCUCUCUGAAGUUAGUCAUCUUACUUUGCCCUGAUGCUUCCUGUGGUCACUGGGACAUCCUGGGUCUAAGAGCAUACAUUCUGUCACCCUUCAGUUCAUCAAGACAAUAUGCAUGUUGUAUCACUGCCAUGAGAAAUUGGGGUUCUCCAGCUCACAGUUAAUUUCCAAUGUGACCUUCAGGACCGAACAUGUUGUGGUGCGGGGGCAAUGGAUGGAACAGUAGCUCCACUCCAACCUUCCAAAGAUUGCCACUUAAAACUGCUGAGUUGUAUAAAGGUCAGAAAGUGACAUAAUGGACACUGCGGUGAUAGUAUUAAAGUUGCAUUAUAUGUCACAAUACAUCUGUAAAAAGAGAAGAUAAUAUAAAAAGAAUCCAGGAUGGGUUGGUUGUUUUUUUAAGUAACGCUACAGAGCUAUGAAAUGCUAUACUAAAACAUUACAAUGGCAAAGUGAGGAACACUAUAACACUCACAAUCUCCUGGAAUGCUGACAAGUAGCUUGAAAAUUCUGAACUGGAUCAUCGUAGAUGAUACAGAUGAUGUAAACCCUCUUGGGUGUCCUGAUUCACUUAAGGUACUUUAUUUGAAUAACUUCACAAGGCAUGAAAUAUGUAACUCCGGCUCAGAAAGCUCUACCACAAAAUGACAGUCCCAAGAAGCUGUUGCUUCAGGCAGCGUAUUCCACAGGGGAUGCUAUUUUCUUGUCUCUGGACUUCCUUUCUGUGUGUCACUUAAAAAGAAAACAGCACGGGAGGGAGCCAUUUUGAGAUUUUGCUUCAGGUGGGAAAACAUCCAAGGCCAAGACUUGCCUGCAGUUCAUUGCAGCUGGAUGAAUGAGCCUGGGCUGCGUACCUACCAUUAACUUAAAGCACCUUGCUUCUUUCAAAGAACCCUGGGAACUGUAGUUUGCCCCUUGCGGAGCCAUAGUUACCAGCACCCUUCACAAAAUUCUGUGAGGGACAAACUACAGCUUCCAUGAUUCUUUGGUGGGGGAAGCCAGGUGCUUUAAAUGUAUGGUGGGUAUGGAGCCAUGUUCCCAUAAGAAGUAUGGCAAAUGAGACACACACUACAGUUGCUGUCCAAUGAGGACAACUUCUUCUGAUGGAGUGGCUUCUUGCCAGGAAGUGUCAGGCUCCACUUCACUGCAGAGUUAAGGGAGAAAAGGGACAAAGGUGUGGUCAUGGAUUAACAGACAUAUAAAUUAAACACUUACAGUGGCAGGGAUGGCUGAGAUAUUACUGCUCUCAGUGAUACAAAAUAAUGGAAGAUCAUGUUUGCAUCUUGGUACCAUCUCCCAGUCGGGGCUGAGUGAUUGCUUCCAGGUUACCUGCUUAUACAGUAUGUCUCUUCCUUGUUUGCUUGCACAAAUUUUGUGGGAAACUUGUGUGAUGAUUGCUAUUCUCUGAGCUUUUGCUCUGAUUUGUUUGAUGUUGCGCCAAGCUAUGUUGAUCCCACACUUUCCAGUGCAUCUUCCAAUUACUUUCCCUACCCCAGAAGGUCCGAUUUGUUUGUUUAUUUAAAAGUAGGUUUGUUGCACAAGAACACCAAAUCCACUUUAAUUGCACAACCCGAAUUUGCCAGUGUGUGACCGAAUUGCCCUCACAAAAUUGCAACAUUCUGGAACCAGCAAGAUUUAGCGCUCUGAAACAGUAACAUUAAUGCUAUUACCAUCGUCAUUGCAAUGUGGGAAAUUCUGAACUGCAGGCUGGUAUUAUGAUGGUUCAUCAAACUGGCUUCAGAUUCUUCUUCUACUACUAUCUAGAAGCACCUUCACUGUUCUCAGUGCAGGUGGAUAGCACAUUUGCUGUUCUUAAAAUGGAACUGGGUCUCCCAGCCACAUUGUCGUCAUCCCCUUAUCUACACUGCGUGUUAAGUGAGGACAAGAGGAAGUCUAUGACGGUGGAAUGGCUGAUCAAACAGGAAAGGGUCUUUGGAAAGGAGCCACAGAUGAGAUGUACAUAGAAAUCCCAAGGGAGGAAGCUUCACAGCUGGUCCCAUGUCCUCCCCCUGCAGCUCAGAGUGUGGUGCUAAAAAGCAGGAGGCAUGGCAGUGAAGGUCAAUUGCCUUAUGUGCCUUUACUGAGAUGCUGGGUAAAAAGAAUAGAAUUGUACUGAAAGAACAUGAAAGCCUUUGUACUCCCAGGAGCGAGCACAUGUGCUCACUAGCAUUCUAGCUGCCAUUUCCAUCUUGUUAGUUAUAUGACUAUCUGAGUUGAUUCAGAACCUGGUUGUGUCACACAGGAUUGCUGGUGGAUGCGCCAUGAAUCUCAUAGCUUAUUUAAUAAAGGUUGGGGUCAGACUCAGAGCAGAGGUCCCCAGACUGCUAUGAUCCAUCUCUCUGAUGUAGCCUGAAAUGGCAUUGUUGACCAUUUCCUCCUUGCUUUCAUUCUCAAUAUUCUUCAGCAACUGCAAGCCAUUGGGACAGGUGUCACCAAUUUCUGUGCCACCACCUCUUCUUCCCUCUUUCCCUCCCUCAAACCACAGACAUCACCACAGCAUUGGCUUUUUGAAAACAAUAGUUGAGAUUAUUUUUUAAAGAUGGUUUUGAGAAAUACCGGGCCCUAGGAAGCUGUUAUGGAUCUCUGAUCACUUUUUACAAGUGCCACAUCAUGCUCAUUCCACUCCUGCGAGGAGCCUGUCAGGGAAGCUGUAGUGGCAAGUUGCCAGCACUGGCAGGGAUUUGGACUAGAGGACUCUAUGCCUCUCUCAGUUAGACAGCUAGUCUUCUUCAGUUUGUGCUGAGCCCAAGUUUCACACUGUCAAAUUUGUCGCAACUCAGUGGCUUCGCACUGGAAUCUCCCUGCAAAACUUUUUGUUGAUGUGUUGGUGAUUUUUAUAUUCUGCUGGAGGGUGUCCUGGAAGAGAAAGAAUGUCUUUGGAGGAAAUUUACAACGCAAUAUAGGCUUUCCCUUAAAGAAAUCUUUCUUUCUUCCCCUCCGUCUCACUGAAGAGCUUUAAAUUAGUAAUUCCAUUUCUCUGCUGCUGGUACAUUGAAGGGGUUGAACCACUGAUAAAAAUACCCUGGAAAGAUUCCAAGCAGCACAGAAGGCAAGAAAAUGAAAAACAUAUUAAAUGCAUAAAAGUUAGACAAGCUCUGAGUGGGUGGAAUCGGUGGCAGUAACAACCCACAGCAUACCUGGCAGCUCUGUAGAACAUCCUACUCUUUCUUUCUUUCUUUCUUUCUUUCUUUCUUUCUUUCUUUCUUUCUUUCUUCCCCCACCUCCCCAUCCCCACCACCAUGACAUUUUUAAGCAACAACACAUAAUUUAAACAAUGCUAACUUAAUUGAGAUUGUCCUGAGUCCUCAAACACUGAUGCAAGGAGGUGGAGUUGCAGAGGAUGUGUACAAAUUCCUCCAGCAACUAACCUCCCCUUCCCAGGACAAAACAAAAACAAUCUGCUCUCCUGGUCUCCACUUUUCAUCUCCAGCUGUCACAAGAGCUAAUUUAAAUAGCACUGAUGAUCCCAACAUGGAUUGGGGUGGGGAAUAUUUCUCAGUCUGAGAGACACAUUGCCACACACACUCACACACAUAGAAUCAGAAUGGUAGAGUUGGAAGGGACCACGUGGGUCGCAUCUAGUCCACCCAUUGCCAUGCAAGAAUCUUUUGCUCAAUGUGUGGCUUGCACCCAUGACCCUGGGAUUAAGAGUCUCAUGCUCUACCAACUGAGCUAUCCAGGCAGAAAUGCAUCUUUCCGUCCUGGCAAGCAAGAGGCAUUACCAUAGUUCAAGGACACAUUCUAGCCAGGCAAAAGCGCUUGAGGAAGACAUGGAGCAAUCUUGUGAAGGGUGUGGCUUGGUGGGCAGCCGGCCUAGGUCAGAGUCCCAAGGGCUGUAUAGAGAGACCUGGAGGGCCACAAUCCCGCCCCCCUGCCCUUCAGAUUUGUGGCUUCCCACCAGGGCUGUACAACCAAGUGAGUAAUGGGCUUCCUCAGGUCUCGCUAUCAUUCUUUCCUGACUUGCUCAUUUUGAGCCUUUGCUUCUCUUAAUCCACAACUAUGCUGUUCUCUCCUUGAUUCAGCUGUGGUGCUCUGGCAAGGUAGGAAAGGUAAACGUUCACAUUACUUUUCAAGGGUGUGUCAGGAGAAGGAAUCAUUGGGCAGCUGCCAAGGCCUGCUACUACCACAAGUUCUUUGCAAUCUCCUGUUGGUGAAACCUGCAUAUGAUUUAGUCUUUUGAAUGACCUCCUUCGUGUCUUUGCGUAUCAAGCUACCUCAUAGGAGGCAUGUCCAAUUUAUGCCAGUGUGGUGUAGUGGUUAAGAGUGGUAGAUUCAUAAUCUGGUCAACCGGGUUCACGUCUCUGCUCCUCCACAUGCAGCUGCUGGGUGACCUUGGGCUAGUCACACUUCUCUGAAGUCUCUCAGCCCCACUCACCUCACAGAGUGUUUGUUGUGGGGGAGGAAGGGAAAGGAGAAUGUUAGCCGCUUUGAGACUCCUUAGGGUAGUGAUAAAGCGGGAUAUCAAAUCCAAACUCUUCUUCUUCUGUUCUACAGUGGUACCUCAGGUUACAUACGCUUCAGGUUACAGACUCCGCUAACCCAGAAAUAGUGCUUCAGGUUAAGAACUUUCCUUCAGGAUGAGAACAGAAAUCGUGCUCCGGCGGUGCGGCAGCAGCAGGAGGCCCCAUUAGCUAAAGUGGUGCUUCAGGUUAAGAACAGAUUCAGGUUAAGUACGGACCUCCGGAACAAAUUAAGUACUUAACCCGAGGUAUCACUGUAUUUAUUCAUGCCUGUGAAUCUUUCUUUCGAAAAGAAUGUCUUUUUAUGGCACCCCUUUCUCCCCCUCUAAAUUUAGUAAGUGCCCUUACAGCGUAUAGUUCUGUGGAACUCUUGGUUAUUUACUAAUGGUCCCCCAGAGCCCCCUGGCCACCUUUUGGCAAUUUUCUCCUCCUUCUUUGAGGUUUUACCUUUGAAUAAACUCACUUGUUGGAGGCAAAUGCUGUUAAAACCUGUCAUGAAUGGAUUUGGCAAACUGCAGGUCAAAAGAAAAGGAAAGGAGAUGGAAAUACUUUAAAUUCCCAAGAAUAUCUCUCAUCACGCAAGCAUCAAAGGCGGUGGGUUAUUAUCUUUCCCAAUGCAUAAUCUAUGAGUACAUGUAGCAAUGGUGACAGCUAGAUGGACAAUGGAGAAGCCAGGCUUUGUUCUCAAAUGACUUGUGUAAAAUUAAGAGUUGUCAGACCUCUGGCUUCGGGGAAUGGCUAAGAAACAGCAUGUGCAUGGUGCAAGCAAAAGGUAUAUCUGCUUUAGUCAUCCUUUGUAGACACACCUGCAGUUCUUUUAUCGCUGCAAAUCCCAAAGUAUCUGUGAAUCUAUAGCUUUAUCUUGUCAAGAGGAGAAAAGAAAAGGCCACAUCCAGCCUACAACAUUAUCUAAUCUGUGUAUUAUUUUCUCCCUAGUAGUAACUAACAGCUUAUUAACUUGCACCUCAACAUAGCUUAGCCUGGCUUCUCCCCGCCAGCUCCCUGUUUUGUAUUGUGUAGAGCAAUUUAUAACUUCAUGCCUGGGCAAAUGAAAAUGGAGCUGGUGCCUGCUGACACAGCCCAGCUAUGCCAAUGGAAAGGCGAUAGGGGAAUGGUUCCAUAGGUUAGAAGACCCAGUUCUGAUCAUAGUUUUCUGUAACAAAUUUCCUGAACGAUCUUGGCGGUGUAAUAUUAUCAAAUCCCCAGUGGUUCCCUUAUACCAGAGGCUGAAAUAAUAAAAGGCUAUGAGAUCACAGAUAGAUGCCAGUGAAAUUCACAUGUAACAUUCACAAUGGAGGGAGUGCAUGCUCAUAGAACUGAACAAAGUUCUCUUGGAACCCCAACUUGGCUCGAGCCUUCUGUGGUGGGAAAACCUACUGGGUAGGGAUAAUGGGAUAGAAGAAUUCUCUUUAGUCCUGGUACGUUUCAUCCUAUCAGAAAAUUAUUGCAGUGAGAAGUUCAGGGUGUGUAUGGGGUAGUCAACACUGCUGGACUAUAACUCCCAUCAUCCCUGACCAUCAGCCGUGUUGGCUGGGGCUGAUGAGAGUUGUAGUCCAACAACAUCUGAAAGGUGCCAUGUUGACUACCCCUGUUUUAUGACCUGGCCAAGGAUGGGGUCUGACCAUUAUCUGGGGUAGUUGAGCUGCCUGGUUUUGCCUUGCCCACCAUUGACUUACUCAGACUCCUUCUCUCCUUGUGCUUUUCUCUUGAGAUGUGUGGCAUAGCAAGUUUCCUUCCCAAGCAAUCUCCUUGGACAGAUCUUGAAGCAGUCAGACCUGAAGAGUUUCAGAGCACCUGCUUAAUAUUACUAGAUUGGCUAGAAGAGAACAGGAGAGAUGAGGACCACCACACUUGCUAACAUUUCUAUUUAGUUUGCAAGAUGCAGGAUCAAUAUUCCACUGUUGGUGUCGGUUGCCCGAUACGUCUUUUUGUCAUUUGUUAAUUCUGUUUUCUAAGAGGUUCUAUUUGAUUUGCAGUUGAUGUUAGCCACCAUGGGGAUCUAUUAGAUGGAAGGGUGGACUACAAACAUAUAAACCAAUCAAUACGUUUUGUAUUAGUUCUGCCUUGCUGUCAGGAGUCAAUUGUUUCCUGUGAUUGUGUCUCUUUCUGCAGCAUGAAGUGGGAUUUCCUGUUGGUUGGUUCUAAACCAGCCAGUGUUUAAUGUGAGCAUCUCCUAUGGGAGCAAUAAGGAGAGGGGUCAGGAAGGAAUAUGUUUUCCAUAUUCUUUUGGAAACCUAAACACAUGACCACACCAUGUCUGCCGUGCACUCACUUUUCCUGUACACAAGUGCUAUCCAUGCAGUAAACUUGCCAUGUUUAAAGCAGUCAUUAGGGCAGAGCCACACCACACAUUAGUUCCCAUGAUUCUCUGGGGGAAGCAGAUGUGUCUUAAAUAUAUGGUGUAGAUCUGCCCUUAUAGAGCAUGAAGACUGCUUGAAGGUUUGUGUUAAAGCCCUAUGGUUACAGAAGUUCCAGGGGCAAUGGUUAUCUGAGUUUGGUUUCCCUCAGUCCAAGGGCCUGAUCCAGCUUCCAAGUAAACUUUCCCCCUCCGUAAUCCCAACAAUUCAGGCGGUGGUGUCAAAAAGAGAAAAUAAAUAAAACAGACACAUCAUGCUGUGAUUCCCUCAGUGUGUGUGCCCGCACACAAGGGUUUGCAAGUGAGAAUGGGGGUGGUCAAACACACUUGUGAUUUAUUUAUUUAUAUUUAUAUUCCACUUUCCCUCAAAGGAGCUCAAAGUGGCCAUAAUAAUUCUGUGGGGAUUGGCCCAUGGUGAGCCAGUGAGCUUCAUGGCUAAGUGAGGUUUUGAACCCUGGUCUCCCAGGUGUUAGUCUUCUAACUGCUACACCACACUGGUUUACAGCUUACUGCUCCAGGGAAGAGGCAGCGAAUGAAAUGAUUUAACCCCCUCAGUCCAUAUGAAAAUCCCCCACCCUCUCCCUACAUAUGCUGUUAACUUUUUAAAAACUUGACAGUGACAGGCUUCCUACUUACACCUUUAGUGUCACAUCUAGUAUGGUGCUAAAACUGCAGGUUGUUUUGUUUCUUUUCACUCAUAUCUUCCUGGCAUCAUUCUUAAAUGGGAAGCGUGCAAGGCAUGGCACAAAACAUCCAGGAACUUCCAGCUUUAUUUCCUUAGGAACUGAGAGAGAUCAUCUCCUGGCCACUUAGCUAGAAAUCUCCCCAACAAAAGGAAGGUAUAGGCAGACCUGCCCAGAAGUUUUGUCCAACUGAAGUGGCUCUUGUUACCCCAUUAUUAACCCCCUCCUGCUUAAACUUAAAACAACAGUUGAAUGAAUCUUUUGGGAUCGGCGAUGUCUGCAUGAAAUGUUUCAUGGAAGUUUUUUCCUCUCUUUGGAAAGAUUAAUAAUAAUAAUAAUAAUUUAUACCCUGCCCAUCUGGCUUGGUUUCCCAAAAAAGGCAUUUAAGCCAUAUUUGUAUUAUGAGAAUACUGAAUAAUGAGAGAAAAUGUCAGCCUUUUAUGAGAGCACAAAAAUCCCACCCUCCUAUCACAGUUCCACAUUUCUAUUUGCCAACGUUCUGCUUGGUUUGAGGGGAAUGGUGUAUAUAUAUAAAAUAGCUUUUUAAAUAGAUGCAGUUGUUUUAUAUGUGCUUUUAUUGUAUUGUGAAAUCACUCUGAGAUACAUCAUAGAAAGCAAUUCAUAAGUGAAGUUAAUCAUCAUUAUCACCCUGCAAUCUAUAAUUCAGGAUGUAGUAAAAGAGGGCAGCAACCAUUGCCAGGCACUGACUUUGCUCACCGCCAGCUAUGAACUUUGAGGGUAGACUUCAGUCACAGAACCCAAGACUUUGAGAUGCAAGUUCCAAGAUAUUAUGUGAUCCUUGGAGCACCUGAAGGAGAGACACAAUGCCCUGGCUUUCUUCUUUUUCUUUCCUUCAGUGGUCCUUAGAGUCUUCUUUCCUAUCCUCUGCUUCCUACCCUCCUAUCCUCUACAUUCACCCUUUCCCCUCUUCUCCCUCCUUUCAUUUUUAGUGAUAUGUUUGUGUGUGUAAAUCACUCUCUGUCUGUGCUAGGGUCCUACAUUCUCAUCAUAUUCCUUAUGAAGGAAGGAGCUGGUGCCCGUAUUAACGAAAGUGUUAAUUCUCCAUUAGCAACACUUCCUGCACUCAGAAUAAUCAGGGCACUUGCUGCAGUCAGAAUAAUCUAAUAUAGGGUACAUAUACACCAUACAGUUAAAGGCUAUGACUUCCCCCAAAGAAUCCUGGAAACUGUAGUUUCCCCCUCACAGACUGACAGUUUUCAGCACCCUUAACCAACUGCAGUCCCCAGGAUUCUUUGGGGGAAGUCAUCAGUAGAGCAUUUGACUCUUAAUUUCAGGGUCGUGGGUUCAAGCCCCAUGUUGGGCAAAAGAUUCCCAACUAGAUGAUCCUUGUGGUCCCUUCCAACUCUAUGACCUGUGUCCUUUAAAUGUGCUUGAAAGGUACGGUGUUUAUACAGCCUAUUUGUGGAAGGCAGGUUUUAACAUCAGUUCCCUUAUAUAGUGGUCAACCUAAUCAGAAAUAAUUGAAUAUGUCAUCUUCUGCUCAAAGAAACUUCACAGGACCCUCACUUCUUGUUGUUGUUUAGUCGUUUAGUUGUGUCCAACUCUUCAUGACCCCGUGGACGCCAGGCACUCCUGUCUUCCACUGCCUCCUGCAGUUUGGUCAAACUCAUGUUCGUAGUUUCGAGAACACUGUCCAACCAGCUCGUCCUCUGUCGUCCCCUUCUCCUCGUGCCCUCCAUCUUUCCCAACAUCAGGGUCUUUUCCAGGGAGUCUUCUCUUCAUAAUUCAAAAUUAUGGUGCUGAAUUUGAAUUAAGGACCCUCACUAGAAACGGCAAAAUCCCCGACAAGUAGCAUGAUUCUGACCCCAGCUGUGAGCCCAAAAGCCUAAAGGGGAACUGGGAGAAUCCUUUGCCUGGGCAAGCCAUCCUGCUUCCCCCUUGUGCCACCGUCCUCAGUAGGAAUGUCAGCGGUUGGCCUGUAAACUUUUUAUAACUGCCCUUUGUUUCUGAUGUUUCCUCUUGCCAGAUGUAUGAAAUCAUGGGAGUUUCAGAAAAGUUGCUCAUAGGAAAUGGCUCACCCAAAGAAAAUGCAUUCUGUGUCCUUCCACAUCCUUUCUGGAACGUUGCUAAUAGCCACUUAUGCCAUGACCCAUGGCCAGACAGUUUUUAAAAGCUGGCAGCUCCCCACCUCCCCUAGACAGUUAAGGUGAGUUAGGAGGAACCCAAGCGGCCUAUAUUUCAUGCUUUUAUGAGAUGCUAAGUGGACUCUGUUCUAGGAAGCCGUUGGCUAAUUAGCUUGAAUCCCUGAUUGGUUAGGAAUCAUACGAAAGGCCCCAAAUGAUGCAAAUUUAUUAUCGGAGGCUGCCAUCUUGUGUUUAAGUUCAAACAAAAUUAUUAGGCCGGCACUGUGCAUCUGCUGUGCAAGAGGUGAGCCUCCCGCAGUGUUCAGAGACAACAGUUUAUUUUUCUAAUUUUUGUGAUAACCCGGCUCAUUGUGCUUAGCCAAGCCUCUGUAGAAAAGGGGAGAUCUGUGAGACAGUUUCGAGCUGGCCAACUUCCUGCUUGGAGCAUGUUUGUACAGGGUGUUUUAAACCAAGUGAACUGCAACCUGAAACCAUUUGAAGUCUUUCAAUAAAUUCCUUUUGCAUGCAGUCAUUUACAAUCACAAAGCAAAGCUGCGUACAAAACAGGGACACAAUCUCCCAGUGACUUUUUUCCUUGCAAAAAUUGAUCUUGAAAAUAAAGAGAGUAGAAUGCCUGGGAUUUUUCCAUUGUAAAAAAAAAAGGGGGGGGGAGAGCAUUAGAAUGUCUUUGCUGGAAGGCAGUUAUACACAUAUGCACUGGUCCUGGGAGCAGGGACUUGAGGUGUGAGGGAAGGUCCACAUAAUUCACUAAGGAGAGUGAAAAAAUUGUAUGCAAGGUUGGGAUGGGGAAAUAGUUCCCAAUUCUUGCAAUCAAUGAUUAACUUCCAAGCCCUCCCAAAUAAUGGGAUGACUGCCCACUCUGUUGUAUGUCUGCUUUAAUUACAUUAAACUUCAUUGAUAGGAAAGGCCAGAAUAGCUUCAAUUUACUUUGGUUGGCAUUUACCUGAAAAUCAUAUGUAUGCUGUCCUGUGGACCCUUGCUCUAUAUCUGAUAUAUUUAUAAGACAGAUUUUAAGGCUGGGUACCUGAUAUAUAGUAGGAAUACAUAAACCAUCCACAUAGUGCUUAAGUUGAAUUUUCUGAAAAGUGGAAGGAAAACAAUGUGGACUGUUAUUGUUGCUCUCGUUGUUGCUGCUCUUGUUUGUUGCUUUCAUUAUUCCUUCUCAAACCCAUUUAGAAACCCAGUCCCCCAAAGUUCUAAACAGUGAUACAGAGUGAUCCGAAGUGCACUUGAAAAACACCCCAGCAUUUUCUGCCCUCUGACACAGUGGGUCACGGUGAAGUCUACAGUAUUAUGAAGAGCAUCAUCAAAACCCAGUAUUUCUGUAGGGUUACCAGAUGUCCCCAGUUUCCAGGGACGGUCCCCGGAUUUGCAAAUCUGUCCCUGGACAAAUUCUGUCCCUGGAAUGUCCCUAGAUUUGCAAAUCUGUCCCUGGGAAACGUGGCCGCGGCAGCCUCAGCAGCCCAGAGCCAGUCUGGUAGCGCAGUUGGCUCUGGCUGGCUUCAGGAGCUGCUCGCUGCCGUGGCGCCCACCAUUUUUCCUCGCCGGAAGUCCCCAUAUGAUGUGUCUUGUGCUCUGGGCUGCUGACUGCCGCUGCCACCACCACUGCCAAAGGGGAACCGGGGGCGUCCGGCGGUACAGAUCUCCUGUGCCCUUCCCCCUUUGUUUUGACUGAUUGGGAGAGGCUUGGGAGUUGCCCAGUUUUUUAAAAAAACUCUGCGCAUUUGUUCCUCAGGGUGUGAAAUAAGGGCUUUGCACCUUUAUACAAUAUGCAUGUGUGCUUAGACCCAGGGUCUUUUGCCUCACCAUCCCCACUACUGACUCCCUGUUGCUACUCAGCUUCAAAAAAUAAAAUUAAAAAAAAUGUCCCCAGAUUCAUUGAAAAAAAAUCUGGUAACCAUAGGAUAGGGGAAAGGGCUUCUGUAUUCUAAACAACUAUUUUUGCCACCUGCAGCAUAACUAGCAAUCGUUCUGCAGGAAUGAAGAAGGCUGCCUCCAGGCUGCCAGUAUUUUAUGGGAUUCAACUGCAUACCAGAAAUUUAGGCUAGAGCAAUUAAAGUGAGUUAAAAGCACUCUCUUGCCCUAGUGCAACGAAUCUUGCUGUUGUCCCCUAGCAACUGGUAUUCAGAGUGUACAACAGGGUACUGCUGUCCACUUUUUAUUAUUAAUAGCAAUAAUUAUGCAGCUAUUACUGGCAUUUAAAACAAUGACAACCAUAUUCAUUUUGGCCAACUAUGACUAGUAUGUCACUUUUUAAUUUUAUGUUAUGAUUACAACUUAGUGUCAAUGGCAGUUAUCUGCCGAAAUACAUGAGCAUAUAAAAAAAAGUCUUGACAACUAUUUACUUUUGUGGCUUGUGAUUUUGUUGGCUUUGAGUUACUGCUUUCUGUAUAUGCUUUACGGGUGCUUUUUUCUGGGUUAUGACCAACAAGUUUUAGUUUAAUCAUAUUCCAGUUGGGUGGAUGUGUAGUAUGUAUGUGUGUUUUCUGGGACUCUUUGAUUCUUGAGUUAACACUGUUCUCUGUAUCCUUUCUCUUCCUCAGGUGUUUCAAGAAGUGCCAGCCUUUCUGAGAAAGAGCUGAAGGAAGCGAAAGCCAGGAGCCAGAGAAUUGCUGCUCAGCUGACAACCCCACCCAGCUCCAACUCCAAAGGGGUCCUUCUGUUUCACCGGCGCAAGCAGCGGGUGAAUGCUUUUACCUUAGAAGCCCCCAAGACAACAAGCGCGAAGCAAGCAGGGGCCGAACACAUCCCCAGAGCUACUCCUAAGCACCAAAGCAGCCCAAGACAUGGGAAAGAGCCCCAUUUGAAGCAGGCCUCAAUAGACAUCAGAGCAUCGGAAGGAUUAUCCCGUGCCAAGAACUCUGAGUUGCGGGGGCAAAAAGGCAGCAUGGAAAAAUACCAGAAAAGCCUGGCUCUGGAGCAGACUCUAGAUAACACACAGGGCUCUCAAAGGCAUAAAAUAAGAAGUGAGGAGGCCAUUUCCACAAUCCACACCACGUUGUCCUCUGAGGAAAUCCCGGCUGAAGACUUUGAGCAAAUCCCUCUCAGCGUGUACCUGAAGGAAACUACGGGGACAGCCUCCACCAAUGGAAUGCAUGAACUUAUCGCCAACGAGUUUGAAAAGGCACUAGUUACUGAGCAAGUGCCAGUUGUUGACAAUACGGAAAAAAUAUUGCCUAUUUUUGAUGCUGUCCCUGUCGCUGACAGGGAGAAUAACAGCACCAUUCUUGAACAGGCGCCAUGCGUACUGCAUACAGACAGGGAAAACAAUGUUCUCGAUAAAGAACCAUAUUUGCCAAAUAUUGACAGCAAGAAUAACAACAACAACAUCCCUGACAAGGUGCUGUAUGCACCUGUUCUCGAUCAGGAAAACAAUAUUUUUCUUGACAAGCCAAUGAGUGAACCAGUGAUUGACAGGAAGGAGAACGGAGAGAUUCUUAACAAGGAGCCGGAUGUACCAAUCAUUGAGGACAAGGACGUUUUGCCUGCUGCUGAGGAAGAGAAACCCAUGCUAGCUACCGACACGCAGCCCAGCGAGACUGUGACACACACUAAUAAGCAGUACUGUGAAGUACGCCUGACUUUGUCUAAGCCGUUGCCUGUGAAGAACCGAACUGCAAGACCAUUUGGGACUCGACUGCUGGCUGCAGCUCAGGCACCAGCAGAGAAGAGUCCUGUGGCUGAGUUUCCUCCUCCACCUACUUAUGCAGAGACGUUUUCCAGCCCUCCGCCAGUAACGAGGGUCAGGUCACCUCCGGCCUACUCAGCGCUGUAUCCUACUGAAGAGCACAAAGCUCCUGUUCCCCAUGAGGUUACGUAUGUGGACAGCAGACCAGGACCUCUUCCUGAAGGAGAGGACAGGGAGUCACCAGCAACCAAAACAGGCCUUCUGGAGGAGUCCGUAGCCCGCAGAGCAACAAAGAAGUCCAUGUUCACCUUUGUCGAGAAGCCCAAAGUGGCUCCUAAUCCAGAUCUCUUGAAUUUAGUCCAGAGAGCAGAUAACAGGAAAAAGGGGAGAGGACAAGGAGGAGCAUCCAGUCUGGAAGAGGAGCCAUUUGCUCUGGGCGCGGAGGCCUCUAACUUCCUGCCUGAAAACAGAUCAAUAGAAGGACCAGCCCAGGCUCCUGCAGAUAAUGCCCCAGAGUGGUCUUCGUGUUUAAGGUCACCAACAAUACAACCCAAGCCGAUGAUCAAAUCCAACCAAAGCCUAUCAGAGGCGAGAGGAAAGGGGGCAGAACUAUUUGCCAGAAGGCAGUCGAGGAUGCAGAAGUAUGUCAUUGAGUCUCCAUCGCACCCAGACAUAGGCAGGUCACCUUCUCCUACCAUGUCCCUCCCUCCCUCCUGGAAAUACGCUUCAGAAACUCAUCUCUCCCCAGUCACAUUCCAGGCCCCUCCCAAAAGCCCAGCCAGAUCUCCCAAAGCUCCUCCUCCGCCUUUGUACAACAGCAACAUGUCGGAGAGCGAGAUUUCCAAAAAGGAGCUGGAGAUCUCCAAGCAGCAGCCUUACCAGCUUCAGUCCUCCUUGUUCAUCCUUUCCCCAGCCAAAGACCCCGUGAGGUCCUUACCAAAAGGGGCACCGCCGCCCAAGCCUGUGGUUGCUGAGCCCAUGUAUAUGAGACAGGCCUCUUGCCCAACAUCUCCCUUGCCUCCUUCUCCUGUUUUUCAUCCACUUGCCCAGUUCAGCCAGGGCAGACCAUAUCCUGCUCCUUUCGCCCCGUCACCCGGGACUUCGCUUGCCCCUCAGAAUGUCCAGACAAGCAUGGAAGCAUCGCAGGAGCCGCCUUUUGAAUACCCUUCCAGAAUUUUGUCGCCGAGAGCAAAAGGAGUCUUCCAAGCUCCAAGGCCUUCUUAUUCCACCAAGAAUGCUGGAAUUGAGCCUCAGGUGUGGAGACCUUUUUACUACAAGUAAUGGUAUCUGUACAGGGGUUUGGGCAAAUGGCCAGUGUCAUCGUUAGCUGCUGAUUGGUGGUAUGCAAAAAAAAGGCAAAAAAAGCAAAAUGAAGACAGCUUGCAGGUUACAAAUCCAAUAGGAUUUGCAUACAAUAUAGCCGUAUCUCAAACUCCAAUGGGCCAGACAACGUUUACACUAAGGAAACUGAGCUCAAGUGAGCAGACAGGUGCUCCCCUCAGGCAUUUCUGCAGCUAAGGUCUGCGAUGGAAGCCCAGUUUAACAUAAUCCUGGGAUGCCUUGGCUGUCCUAGCAGAACUUGUGCAAUCGGAUCCAUACAUUUGUGCAGAUUUAAGUUCCAAAGGGAGCUAAAGAGUGUGUGAAUGCAGUGACCAGUAGGAGCAUAAAAGUAGUCCAAGCAUAGGAGUCCUAGAAGAUUGUUAGCAGAAGCUUGACUGAAACAGGAGGAGCGUCUGGUGCCUUCUUUCUUCUGCUGCCCAGAAACUUUAUGGAGCAUCAAAUCUCUGGCUUCAUCUCUCCGCCUUGCCUUCUGAAUUUCUUCCUUGCUCUGCAAGACUUUUGUUUCUCUGUUCUCUAUGCAUCCGGAGACUUUAGCAUGACCUGCUUGCAACCUCUACUCUCUGCUGAUGCCAAAAGGCACGUGCUCCUUUCCCCACUCGAACAUCUUUGAUUUCGGACAAUGUCACUUCCACUGAUACCUGUUUCUGCUUCCCAUAUGUUUCUGCUUUGUAUAUUUCCCCACUCUCUACUUUUCUUUCGUUGUCUCCUUUAGACAACAACACUGAGAAUCACUUCAGGGUGAAGAGAAGAUGCAAACAGCCUCUAAGCACCCCAUUUGUACUGCACAGCAAUGCUGAUGUACUUACCCUGUUUUGCUGAUCUGGAAAGCCACACACUAGCCAGCCCACCCCACCCAUCAUGAAGGGUCUAGGCUAAAGACGCACUUGAAAUUAUUCCUUUGGUGGCCAAAGAGGUUUUUGCAGGUGUGCUGCUGUUAUCUUACACAAAGAAAUCUGUACCCAGACAUAUUUAGGAUAAUAUUCUUAUUAAAGUUGGCAAAAGCAGGCUUCUAAACAACUGUGGCACAGGCAUACAUAUAGCUCAGUGCCACUGUUUAGCCCUGGGUGAAUAUCAUAGUGAAGUUUUAUACAGCAAACAAUAGGAUGAUUGUGAAGAUUGAAUAUCAGUAGCAUUUCUCAAAGUGACUCUGCAGUUGUCCCACAGCAGAGGCAAAAUUGUCCACCCUAGCAAAUACUAACAGAAAUCAGGGGUGUACGGGAUAUGAUCCCAAGGUGCAGUAUCUUCUGCAUAAAAAUGUGAUUGUUUAAUUGUUUAGUUUUAACAAAUAUGUUUCUGGCCCUCAUGGCUGUUGGACGAGGGCAGAGGAAGCACAGAAUGUGCUCUGAAAAGACCAGAAGGCAAAUAAAGCAAACCUCAAAGUAUCUCUUUUAAUUUUACUGCUCUUUCAUUACCUCCCAUGGAUUUGAUUAAGAGUACUGAGUAUUUGGGGCUGACAACACCACCAACACACUGGUCAAAAAGAAGUUUAGGUACUUUCUGCAUUUCUGUACUUCCCAAUAACUGAAGUUCUACAGGUGGUUUAUUUCUCCUGGGAUUUGGAUAGUAAGGAACACCCGCCCCCCGCCCCCCCACAAAGGCUAGAGGCCGGCAGUGUUUUACUUCCACACAGACUUUGAAGUCAGCUAUGCAGGUCUUUCAGCAUACCAUCGUCCAUGGGGGUCUAUGGUCUGGUAUUGUGCAGAGUAAUCAAGCACCUGUCAUUUUCUUUCAAAAGAGACACACCAGGCACUACAUAAUACAGCUGACAACCUGGGGUAGCAUUAAGACCACAAGGAGCCAUGCAUUAGUUGCAAAACUGAGAGGCCAAUAAAGUCCUGCAUACAGAACGUACAAGUGGAUUUCAUUUGUUCAUUAAUUUUGGCAUUAAGAAGUGUCUCUUGAAGGAAGCUAACUACAGACUGCCCUUUGAGAAUAGACAAGCGCCAUAAAACCAGGUGCUCAUGUUGAGCAACCAAACCUCCAUUAAAUCUAACGUGUAGUACUUUAUAGUCAGUCUCUCCCCAGUCCCAUGACAGUUUGGAUCAACCAGCUCAAAUAAAUUUAAAAAGUAGAUGCAGUGUAUUUACUCAACCCAUUGCCAUGAAAGGACACAAUCUAGUUCUCUCUCUGUCUCUCUCUGUCUCUGUCUUUUCUUUGUGAUCCCACAAGGCUGCCAGACAAAUCCUUCUGUGAGGAUAUAACUGAAGGGAGUUAAAAAAAUCAAGCAUUUCCAGAAUCACCAAUCAGACACGUGAGCCAACAACCUCCAUUGGCUGGUUGCACUAAAUGCAAAUCCCACAUGACAGUGUUUGUUCAGUUCCACAUCUUCACCCCUGGCCAAAAUUAGUACCGUGCAUCAAAGCUUCAUACAAGUGAAAAUUCCCAUUACAAGCUUGAGCCCUGGGUUUGGCUCCAGACUCAGUCAUACUAAGAGUGGGCCCAUUGAAACCAGUAGCUAAUUUUUAAGUCCAUUGAUUUCAAGGGGUCUCCUCGAAGCAGGACUAAAAUCUGGAUUCAGCCCUAGAGUCGAGUGCGCCAAUUGCUGUAGGCUACAUUCCAGCAGAGCUAACUAGCUGGCAAUUGUAGGCCAUGUCCCCAGUAGGAGAACAUAUGGAGAAGCUCUGUAAUUCUAGGGAAUUUAUAGGGCAAAUGCCUGUGGAGGAGCAGUAGACAUAGGUUGGAGAAGAUGGGAUAGUUACAGGGAUGGCAGGAAAAUUACAGGAUAAGUGCUAUGGGAUAGCUGGGUAUUUAUAGAGCAAAGGCUUCUGCCAUCAACUCUGAAGUUACAUGUCCACAUAGGGUACUGCUGUUUAUGGCCACAGAUAUCUGCAGUGUAGUUCAGGUAUAGCAGUCUUUUUUACCAUUUCCUUCAGAAAUGUCUGACAGAAUCCUUGGGGAUUUAGUUAAGAUGGAAGCCUUUAUGCAUACUUGUGCAGAUCUCUAGCCAGUUUGAUAGACGUUUCCACCAAUGUUGACAAUUGAGUUUAUUUAUAAAAGUAUUUCUGCCCUGCCACGUCAUAAAAUUCCAGGGAGGUGCUCAAUGAUAAACCAUAAAACACCAUUAAAUGAAAUUGCAUGGAAAUUGUAUUGAUCUGAUGAGGGGCAAGUAAGGCCCUCUUCACCUCCAUCCCAAUUGCAUUUCAAUAAAAUGAAAACACAUGCCCUGUCAGAGGAGACCAAACCAUUGCUAAGCUCUUCUGCCUUUUAAGUGUUGCAGCCUCUUCAGAAGAGAAAAACAAAACUUGGCACUGUCCAUUUGCAGGUGUUCAGGUGUGCACAUACUAGAUUUCUCAUAGUCUAGUGAUGAAGAAAUAAAAGACUGCUGUGUGUGACACAAACAAUAUUCCCUGUAAAGGCAUUUUAAAUGGUUCCACACAGCACAGGAGUUUGUUUUUGUUUUUUUAAACUUUCUGGUCAAGUCUGGAGAAAGUCAGACAUUUGCAGGAGCAAUGCUAUAUUCACCACGGGAUGUUACCCAUCUUUAGAGAAAGUGAGGGGGAAUUUUGGUCUGGUUCACCAUUUUAUGCAAACCCGCCUAAUUUGCACGUCCCAGAACAAUACGAGAAUCAAAAUAUGCUUCCGAGUUUGCACUUCGUGAAUUUUGCAAUGCAGUUCAACAACAACAUGUGCAAGCAUUAUGGGAAAGCGUGAAUAAAAAUGCAUAUGUUAGUGAGGGUAACAUACAAAAAUGCAUUAUAUUAGACAAGCCUGCAUUCAUAAAUUUCUAUAUUAGGAGAAACGGGUGCUUAAGAUGUUGAUGGAUUUUCAUGAGAACUUUAUUAUUAUUAUUAUUAAUGCAGAACUGAGCUUAAAGAUUGCGGAGAAGUAAAUUAAAAUUGGAAACUGAGAGGAAUCAAGAUAGAUUCAUUCAUUCCUACCCACCACAGAGCUGCCUUCAUUCAUGCUAGAGGUGGCCAUAUAAAUACCGUAUUUUUCGCUCUAUAGGACGCACCUUGUUUUAGAACAAGGAAAAAAAAUUCUCCCCCUCUCUGCGUAGCGCCCCUUCAGCGGAGCAGCAGGAGAAACGGAGCCCCUUCCAAGGUGCGUUCAGUGCGUUCAAUGUGCGUUCAGUCACCUUCAGUGAAGGCAACCCGAAGCCUCCGGAGCGCAGCGGGAGUUCCCGCUGUGCUCCAGAGGCUUCGGGUUCCUUUCAACCUUCUCUUUGGGGCUGGCGGAGGAAAGCUGCUUUCCCCCACCGCCAGCCCCAAAGAGCAGGUCGGGGAGCAGUGCAAAGGCUGUGCGCAGCCUUCCCGCUGCUCCCCGAGCUUGUGGGGCUGGCAGUGGGGAAAACCUGGGUUCCCCCCCCAGCCCCAUGGACCACACAUUCGCUCCAUAAGACGCACAUACAUUUCCCCUUAGAUUUUAAGAGGGGAAAAGUGCGUUUUAUGGAGCAAAAAAUACGGUAGGUCAUGCUUAUAGGAUCUUCUUCUUCAGUCAUGUAGCCCUGGGGAAAUACAGAACUUUGCAGUUAUAUUACCUCCAAAGUUGCUGGCCAGUGCAGCAAUGUCAGGAAGCUCAGAACCUGAGCUUUUUGCUACUGGGGCACCUGGGUGAGAUUCCAGCAGCAUAAAUCUGGAGGGGUUUACAGUCUCUUCCUGAGGAAGGGAUGGGAGAGUGACCAAAGUCUGCCUUGUAACAAAAGGCCAUCGAAGGCAACGCCCUGUGAAACAAAGCAGCAAGGAAACAUUCCUCAGCUCACUGCCUUCCCUCUGCUGCUGAGCAGUUGGGUUUUUAAAGUGUAAUGGAAACUUUUAGGAUAAGAUUGCAAGAUGCCUGAGUUAGGCUAGAGCAAAAACUAGGAGCAGGUUUCUCUUUCACUAGGCUAACACAUCUACUGAGGGAAGUGGGUUUUAUUUUUAUUUAUAAACCACUCUACAUUUUUACAUAGCAUUAAAAAAAAACCCCAUAAGCUCGCAUUGCACUGAGGCUUUUCUUCCGAAUCAGCCUAAGUAUUGUGUUCCAACCACAUUUUAGCCUUUGCCCGGUGUACACCCACAGCCGCAAAGGCCUGGCAUCCCAGCUGCACAUAAUAGAGCAGAUGGGGCGGGAUAGACUUGCCUCUGUUGGUCCCCUUUAAAAAAAGAAAGUUUGCCUGUGCGCUCCAGCACAGGUAAGAGGGAAUGCACAACCUCAAAAAGAAUGGAUUAAAAACCCCCAAACAAAACAGAGGGUUUGCAAAAUGACAGGGUGUUGCUGCAGAGAAAUGGGAGUAGCCCUGCUGAGAUUCAGCACUCCCAUGAAAAAUAAAUGUGGCUGGAUGAAGUUUCUGUACUGAAACCGUACAGUGCCCUGCCUCCAAGGUAAACAAGCACAACAGAGAGUCCUGUUCAGUACUGCUACCACCUUUGCCAUCACCACACAAAGUGAAUGACUGAAGGCUUUUCCUCUCCUUCACCCGCUUUCCCCCAAAGCAGUGGCAGUGAUGGCAAUGGUAGUAUUAGGGAGAACUAACUAGGUCAGAGGUGGGGAACCUGAGGUCCAGGAAGCAAAUGUGGCUUCCUAAGCACUUCCUACACUCUUGGGUGUAGCCCCAUGCCAGGCCUCCUCCCAAGUCACAGUUCUUCUCCACAUUCUCCUCCAGGGCUUUUGCCCAGCUGGAGUGUGCCCUUGAAUGGUAUUGACAAGGGCUCUUGUUGCCUGGAUAAGGGAUAUGGGAGGGGGGAAUUUUGAUUCAGUUCCUAUUGAAAGGUCAGCCUACCUUCUUUGCACAAGUUUUCAGAACAGUACAGUGGUACCUCAGGUUACAGAUGCUUCAGGUUACAGACUCCGCUAACCCAGAAAUAGUACCUCAGGUUAAGAACUUUGCUUCAGGAUGAGAACAGAAAUCGCGGCGUGGCAGCAGCGGGAGGUCCCAUUAGCUAAAGUGGUACCUCAAGUUAAGAACAGUUUCAGGUUAAGAACGGACCUCCAGAACGAAUUAAGUUCUUAACCCGAGGUACCACUGUACUGAAAUACAACCAAUCUUCAAAAUCUGCAGUUCCUCCAAAUUUUGUAAUGGGGUUUUUCAGCCAAGUAAUGUAUACCCCCCCAAAAUGUGACUGCUAGAUUAAAGUGUACCUAAAAAUGCAUGGACUUAACCAUCCAGGGGUCCUUUACCUUUACCUUGUAUAUUAUUAGUAAUAAUAACAUUUAAAAGUAUUAUAUUAGGGGAAAUUGUUUUGCCAAAAUCUGUACACUGGCAAAAUUGCAUACAAACCAUCUUCUUAUACUGGGAGAAAUACGCUGAUGAAUUUACAUGAGGAUUUUUUUAAAAUCGCAAAACUGACAUGGAAACUUGGAGAACUGAAUUGUAAGAUUGGAAAUAUGUGAAAAUGAGGCUGUAUACAUGCUAUACCUUUAAAGCACAUGGGUGUUCAUGGGUGCUAUCUUUGUGACCCCUUGGGCCACUGUUUUGGGUCUUCUUAGACAGUGCCUAUGGGAGGUGACUGCAAAAUGCAUCUGGUUUGGCAGAUGCUUCAUGUCUAAACUUCUUCUGUUUGGCCGCAUCUAGAUCCCCUUCCCUUUGCUGAAACAUCAUCGCAACAGUGGAGAGGGAACAGAGCCUCCAUAGACAAUAGGGUACUGGAAGCAAAGGAAAUUUAAGCACUCUUUCCAAUAGUUUCUGCUGUGAUGAAGUUAUGGGUGGGAUACAGAGCAUGAACUAAACCUCUGUAAUCCUUGGCACAGAAAUGUAAGCAAACCACUUAUUUUCAUGUGUCAGCAUUUCCGCUAGCGGCAGACAGUGAAAUGGUUGGUAGCGGGGGAACACACUGAGGAAAUGAAAGAGGUUCAUGCAGUGGAUAGGAAGAACAAAGAAAGGGAGAGAAAGAGAGGGAGAGGGAGAUUCUACUUCUCUUUGUAAUGUUUGUUGCCCAACUGCUGAUAUGACUUGGAAAAUCACAUAAAGCAUCUGAAGCACCUUUCUUAUACAGUGGUAAAAGGUAAAGGGACCCCUGACCAUUAGGUCCAGUCGUGGCCGACUCUAGGGUUGCAGCACUCAUCUCACUUUAUUGGCCGAGGGAGCCUGCGUACAGCUUCCGGAUCAUGUGGCCAGCAUGACUAAGCCGCUUCUGGCGAACCAGAACAGCGCACGGAAAUGCCAUUUACCUUCCCGCCAGAGCAGUACCUAUUUAUCUACUUGCACUUUGACAUGCUUUCGAACUGCUAGGUUGGCAGGAUAUACAGUGGUACCUCGGGUUAAUAACUUAAUUCGUUCUGGAGGUCUGUUCAUAACCUGAAAGUGUUCUUAACCUGAAGCACCACUUUAGCUAAUGGGGCCUCCUGCUGCCGCCUGAAGCUUCAUCCUGAAGCAAAGUUCUUAACCUGAGGUACUAUUUCUGGGUUAGCGGAGUCUGUAACCUGAAGCGUCUGUAACCCGAGGUUCCACUGCAGUUUGGAGUGUUUCUGUAGGCUGGCAGGGUCAUAGAUCAGUAGCUAGGACACAUGCUUUGAAUGCAGAAGGUCACAGGUUGAAUCCCUUGCCACUCUAGGCAGGGCUAGGAAGGACCUCUAUCUGGAACCCUAGAAAGCCUCUGGCUGUCCUGUAGACAAUAUGAGCCAUUUGGAUCAGUGAUCUGACCCAGUAUAAUGUCUCAAUAACCGUGACGUCAGUCAUUGAAGGGAUCACACAAUUGUUGUCAGACUCAGCACCACCCCACCUGUGAUCCAUCAUGGCCUUAUACUGCUUAUUCUAUCGCUAGUUGUCCCAAAACUGCAAGUGCUAUUUGCAGUGCUUGUUUUGUGACAGUACUCACUGGUACAAAGUACUCUCACCUUCCUGCCUGCCUUUUGCUGCCCAUGGCAACCAUUUUGUGCUGGUACCCACAACACGUUUAUCAAGAUACAAGUACCACCAGCCCCUUGGUUUUUGUGUGUGUUGGUUAGUUUCUUUUUUAAAAAAACAAAGAACCACUUGCCAUUCUUCUACAUAAAUGAGAGGAACAACACACUCAUUAAUGAAUUUCACUUCUCCCGAUCUGGGUUCAUACACUAAACUGGGUCAGCCGCACUAGUACCCCUAGCAGUAUCUGGAGCAAUUAUGCUCUGAGUUCAAUGGCUACCCCUGACCAGCUUGCCAGCAGGUCAAAUUGUACAGUAGUGAACAGAGGAUCCUCAAAACCUGUGCUUAACAUCCCAGCCUUUCUUUAUAACAUGUAGCACAUGCAUUGAACCUAGGCAAAAGGAACAAUAGCAAUUCUGCCUUGGUUGGCCUCCUGCCAGUCGUUUAUCUCUCAGUGUUCCUCACUUAUAAAAUAAGAGCAUUCACCUACUGUCUUUGAUCAGGUCUUUAUGUAGCUCUGUUGGCCAGCUGCAAAGUUUUCUGCUAGAAUUCCUAAACCAUAGUAACUCAGAUGUAGAUUUGUCCUAACACAGUCUCUGCCACAGUCUCUCUUUGGGACUACAACUCUCAUCAGCCCCAGCAAGCACAGCCAUGCCGACAGGGGUCUGAUGGGACUUGUAGUCCAAAAACUCCUGGAAGACAGCAGAUUUGGGCAGGCUAUACUAGUGUCUGAAGGUUGCCUCGGUGUAUGGCUCAUUGCUCAUUGGUUCCACCCCACAAGCUGGCAUUUUUCAUCUGGCUCUUCCCUCAAGUCAUUAUUUUGCCCCUGGCUCUGGUUUGAGGACCUCAGUAUUCUAGGGAAAAGCAAAGUACAUUCUGCAAGUGUGAAAUAUGCCCACUCUUGCUCAGCAUGAUGUAUUAGAACCAUGUGGGAAGCCAUAGGUUUCGCACAUGGUUCUAAUGGGAUGAGAGAGUUGGGUUGAGAGAGAAAUUUGAUUCAGUUCACAUUUAAAGAUGAACCUACCUACUUCUCAUUUUCCAAAACAGUAUGAGAACCGUAGCACAGCUACCCUUCCAAAUUCACACUACUCCAGCCAUUGUUUGCCAAAUUGCAUAUACAGUGGUGCCUCACAAGACGAAAUUAAUCCGUUCCGCGAGUCUCUUCCGUCUUGCAGUUUUUUCGUCUUGCGAAGCACGGCUAUUAGCGGCUUAGCAGCUAUUAGCGGCUUAGCGGCUUAGCAGCUAUUAGCGGCUUAGCGGCUAUUAACGGCUUAGCGGCUAUUAACGGCUUAGCGGCUUUAAGAAAAAGGAAACAAACUCGCAAGAACUCGCAAGACGUUUCGUCUUGUGAAGCAAGCCCAUAGGGAAAUUCGUCUUGCGGAACGACUCAAAAAACGGAAAACUCUUUCGUCUUGCGCGUUUUUCGUCUUGCGAGGCAUUCGUCUUGCGAGGCACCACUGUAUUGGAGAAAAGUGUGCGUAGAGAUGCAUAUAUCAGUGAAAUCAGCAUGCAUAAUAUUGAGGAAGAUUGCUUGCAAAAAAUAGGUACGUGGGUCAUAUCUGCAAACAAGCGUGUUCAUUAGGAGAAAUUCACACAAAAUUCUGACAGAUUUUCAUGUUUAUUUGGAGAACUGAACUUCAUGCUUUGAACACAGCAUGUAGUUAAACUUGCUGGGUGGCUUAUCUGCCUUAUGUGCACCAGCAGUUGAAUGGAGAUUUGCCACAUGCAGUCAUCUAAGUGGUGAGGGGCCUUGCAACAAGUUAUGUCCUCCGUGUAGAGGAACUACUUCAUUUAAACCAUCUAUGUGCCUGAUCCAACAGAAAUAGCAUGCAUAACCAGCUCUUAGAGCUUGCAUUCUGGUAUGGGGAGAGAGAGAGAUGCAUUCUUCAAGUGUCCAAAAAUGCACAGCUCAAUUCUGCUGAGAUAUCAGAAACAGAGGAUACCUGGGUCCUUUAUCAAAAAGUAAUUGCUGCUCCUUGUAACUGAGGGCUGCAACACUGGCCUGCAUGUCAGAGCAUGGAUGCUUCUGCAUUGCUUCUUCCCUAGAGUGUGGGACUUUGGUUCCAGGUAGGUUCCAGUCACAUUUGCUCAUUCACCAAACCCUUCUUGCAGUUUCCUACCUCUUUACUGGCACAGCUGGGAGAGAAGGGAUCUGAGAUAUCCCUGCCUGUGCUUGUUUUGGGAAAGCUGAGUGUCUCAUAACAUCCAGAUUCAUUGAUUAGGGUCCCCCCCCCCAUUGUGCAAAUGCCUGUAGCAGAAGUGGUUGGCUCAAAGUACAAAUAUACAGCCUUUUUUUUAAAUGGUUCUGGCAAAACCAUUGCUUAAUACAAGUAAGUAUUUCAGAAUUCCUUGGGUUAGUUUAUAAGGACAGAGGAGAUUUAAACUACCGUACUUGUUUGUAUAUGCAGGGAUAGGACGUGAAUACUCCUAUUGUUGCCCAUGUGAUGGAGAAAAUUGUGUGUGUUCCUAUGACUUUGUGUGUGAGCCACCUAAGACCUUCAGCUUAAAGGGAAAUGAUGGUUUAAAAACAAGCAACAUAUUCCACAGCUAGUUAAGCCAUCAGAUAGCAAAGAAAAGUUUUAGUUGUAUCCCCUGCAGACCCAUGCAUUGCUUUUCUUUCUUGCCAUUCCCUUCCCCAAACCCUAUUCUAGCAGGUAUAAAAUGCUUGGGUGGGAGAUACUAUCAAGUGGAAGCCAUACAGGUGUGUCACUGUCAUUGGUUCUAGAAGCGCAGUGUUUGUGCUAGGAACUUACCUGUGUCUGGCUGAAAGCUGUAUGUCAUUUUCUGGAAUCUCUCUCUCUCUAUCCACCUUCUGUUUUCAAGGUUUUUCUGAUUAGUUCUCACAUAGGAACCCGUCCCUCUUACAGUGAUGUCAGCAGGAUAUUCUAUUCACUGAACUCAUUGAGAAAUGGUAAUUCUGUGAGAUCAUGUGCCUUGCCCAAGGUCACCCAUAGAGAAACUGAUACAGCUGGGAAAGGAAUUUCAGAGGUCCUGCUCUCUGACCCAUACUUCCUCUUUCAGUGACCAUUUGAGACUGCCAAAUAUACCAGCCUUCCACUGAUAAACGUUUUUUUAAUAAGUUUUUAUUGUUAAAAUAGUUCAUCAUUAAUACACAUAUACAAGCAUACAAAUAUACAUUUCAUACAGUCCUUAAAAGUGUUCAAACAUACUUACACUCAAUCCCACAAAUAAUUCCUUUCCCCAUCACCAUCCACCACCCCUCACGCCACCUUUGUGUUUGACUUCCAAUCUACUCAAUUACAAUUUCUUUCCACUUCUAUUACUUUCUUUCACACACCUUUAGCCUAAUUUCAUACUUCUUUUUCUAUUACACAUUGUUAUCCAUCUUAUUUGAUAUUUCAGUAUUUGAAACGGAACUUGAAGGAUGUCAAAGGGGCAGGACACUGACCUCAUCUCUUGUUCCCCUUACAGGAAAGGAAGAUGUCCCUCCCUGCUUCCCCGACGUGGACUCCCCGACUGCUGCGCCGACCACCUAGCAGUUUAGACGGCUGGGUGAGCCCAGCCCAAACUCCAGAGCCCGAGGAAGGGCUUAUAGAGGCCUUUCGAGUAGCCAGUGUCAUGACCCCACCUCCUCCGCCCAUGUCUCCAUCCUGGAGCGAAAGAUCUGUGUCCCCAUUUCGGCAAGAGGCUGACCCCAAGUCCAGCCGACAGAUGCAGGUGCUGCUGGCCAGAAACAUCAUCAACGCUGCCAAGAGGAAGAGCUCUUCUCCCAAAGCUGUGGCCAUAGAGAGCUUCAGGCCCUUCACUCCUCCUGCCACUCCCUCAGGCGGAAGUCCUAAGAGUGUGGGCAACCAUUCCCCAAGCCCGCUGCCAUCUCCCAGGCCAACAAGGGCGGACGGAUACAGGCGUGUGUCUCUUCCUCUCUCUGCCGCACCGCCUCAUGCCAGUGCGUCUUCAAACAACAGUCCCAGGUUGCUAGGCAGCCAGUCCCCGACCUACAAGAGCCCACUGCAGUCUCCCAAAGCAGUGCGGAUGAAUGGGAACAAGUAUUUCACCAUGCCUGCCAGCACUGGGGCAUCCCUCUGCCACGCAGCGGCAUCCAACAAUGGCCUGAGAACAGCAGGCACCCAUUCUGUGGCCCAGUCUCCAAAACCCUCCAUCAUGGAGAGUCACAGGAUCUUCACACCUCCAGGAAGCACAACCAGGAAAUCAUCAUGUCCCAGCCCUAAGAAUGUGGGCACCUGCUCCCCCACCAUCAAAAGCCCUUUGCAGUCUCCCAUGGUAGGAGUCCGUUCUCCGCUGAAGCGCUUCACCUCCCUGUCACCCACCAACUCAGACGUAUCCCUCGACUCGGAAGAUUCUGGGAUCAAGUCGCCCAGCAUCCGCAGCUUCAACAUUUGUCCCCGGGGCUGGAAUGGAAGCCUGAGGCUGAAGCGGGGAAGCCUUCCUGCAGAAGCCCCCUGUACCUCCUAAACCUAGGACAGCAGAUGAGAAGGAGAAACAACCUGCAAAGUUGCCUGUUGCCAAAAUAUUAUGAAGUCCUACUACAGCCACUUAAUCCCACCCAUCUCAUUAAGCAUCAGGAGGAAGGAGCUGGGCCUGCACAGAUGCAAUCCCUUCCCAAAAAGCCUGCUCCUUUCUGAGGUUUAGAAGAAUGGAUCAGAGCCCAUUUGUUUGUGGGGAAGACCUUUCAGAUCAGAGGUACUCUCAAACCGAACGAAACAUGGCUGAGAUUCUACCCACCAACACACCAGAUCGCCAUGGGCUCCAUCCUCACAGCAUUUGCCUGCUUUUUUGGCAUUCAUCUGUCUCUGCUAGACUGGAGCCACCAGUGACUUCCUCGCUCAAGGGAGUCUAAUGAGGCUUUGGCUGCUUUUGUUGUCACGCAGUAACAUCCUGUGGGAUGAGGACAAUUGUACACACACAGCCUGCAGCAUAAUCCCCGGCAGACUGUCAACACGAGAGAACAGGAGGAGAGGCCUGCCAACAGCUUUGUUUGCCUUCCAUAUGAUAGCUGUUAUUGGCUUUCCCCCUCUAUUCUGACGGUGGCCGCUAGUCUGCCCUCACACCAGGGGGGCUGGACAUGAAGGUGAGGCAUGGCCAAGAAUCCCAGUCAGCAGUUACCCCUGGUGGCUGAUCUGUGCAAUGUAGCUUUAGCUCCAAAGAGAAGGCCUGGCUUUACACAAGCCCUGUGUAUCCAAAGAAGUUAGCCUCAUGGGCUCUAGGGUGCUGGAAAUCCACACUGGGAUAUGACCCAAGCAAUCCUGUAUCCUGGGGCGGAGGUGUGGAAUAUUCCACCACAACACAGGUGGAGUGGCUGCUCAGUCCAGAAGGCAAAGGCAAAAUACUCAACAUAAAAAUGACAUCCCUGCAGCCAAUGUCCAAAUGUUAUCUGGGUCCCAAAACUGAUAAAUGCCUGGAACAUUAGCCAAGCAUUACAAGAGAGCAUGAUGGAGACUACUUUUCCUCAGCAAUACUAUAUCAAGGCUAAUGUGCCCUAAGUUGGUCCCUGGCAAACACCCUCUUUAUUGAGGGGUGGGGACUCAAGCAUUUGCUAUAAAGCCUGUUCCGAUGAGAAUCUGUGUGCCUGGAGGUAUUCCUAUGGGAGGCCUGAGACACUCUGAGUAGUGCAGUAUGACUCCAUUAAGACUGCAGAUCUCCUGAAGGGGUUGAGAAGAGAGGCAGGGCUGACCUACGACUUGGAAGACAGACAGCUAACUGACUCCCAAAUCAGUUAUAUUUCUCAUGACAGCAAUAUCAGCAGGUGGAGGCCCAUUUUAAAGACUGUAUAAGGACGACGACUCCAAGAGAAAGAGACUCCUUCGGUUAGGCUCCUCUAGAAAAGAGGCUGGAUACAGCAGAAGUGGGCCUUGCCAAUGGGUUCAUGAAUAACCAUAAAUAAAUGGCGAGUGGGCCUUGUUUGGCCAAAGUCAGGAAUGCCUCCUGUGUGAUGGAAAGGUCAAAAGGAGGCUGCUUGGGACUGGAAUUGGCUGACUGGACUUUGCUUCUUUCUGCGUCCUUUCCACUUGCCACCACCAUCAAGGACCUGAUAAAUGGACUUUUCUAUUUUGUGCUGCCCAGAGAAGCUCCCUUUCAAAUCUGGCCACCCACGUCCAGCCCAUUUCCCUGUGCGAUGCUGUGUAACGCGCUGCCAUGUAGGCGAUACUCUGACUGGCAUGGGCAGGGCCGUAUCAGAUGUUUGCCCCACUUGCCCUUGAUUCUGCAGGCAUCCUCUAUUUUUAUCCCGCUAACCUUUAAAGACAGGAGCAUGCCUUAGGUGUUAAUUCAAGGGGAGCCAGAAACGAGUAAGCUAGGCCCCCGUCUUUGUUUCCUUCUGAUCAUGCAUGGCUUGCGAUGGGGAGAGCAGGCAGGGGACACUUCAAGCGGUGGGCUCCUUGGAAAGGUGGCCAAGCAAGCCAGCCCAGCUUUGUCACGUGGCAUGGACGUACUGUCGCCAUUCUGCUGCUCUGGCGGUACAGACUCAUGGCAGACCCCCCUAGUCAAAGGCUUCCAUUUGUGGGGACAAGGAGAAGCAGGGUAGGGCAGACCAUCAGGUGAUUCAAGCAGGCACCAUUGGAGGCAUGUGGAGAUCACAAGCCCUGUGUAUAUAGGACCACGAAAAACAAUUGGACUGCUUCCAUCCAACAAGGCUAUCAGUAGCUACUGGCCACAAUAGUUUUGUUCUACCUCCACUGUUGGAAGCUGGAGUAGAUGGGGUAGACUCAGCAGAGCUCUUCUAAUGCUCUUACAUACUGUUCCCAGACUUAUUAUAAAGGGGAUCCACCAAUGGAAUCUGGUUGUUUCAGGGAAGAGGACCUGCACAUAUCUGCCUUAACCCAUUGCUCUCCGUUGCCCCUGACACUUAUUUCAAGCAACCUGUCAACCCAACUUUGGAGCCCUUAUGCCUCCGCUUGCUGUAGUCAGCAACAGCAGGGGCUCAGGGAAGCCAAAACAGAGAUCCUGCUGCUGCUGCUGCCAUGAGGACCUGAGUUCUGCCUCCUUGACUCAGCAUGGAGAGGUGUAAGAACACCCAGUGCUACAAAAUGUUUGCUUCUUCCCUGCAGCUGCUUGGCCCCUCGGGCUUGGAGGUCAAGCAGAUACUUUGCUGCUGCUCCGGUUUCACUGGAGGAAUGGCAAGGGAGAAGAGCAUAUCACACAUUGGAUCCCACGCUGAGGCCCUCUGUUGUGACUGACAGGCCUAAGCGAUAAAUUUCAGUCCCACAGGCAGGGAACUUAUGGGUACAUCAGGUACCGUUCUCAGAUAGCUAGCUAGCUCUCUCUCUUUCUCUCUCUCUCUAGCCAGUUAACUUGUCCUUUGCAGCAGCAGCAGCAGCAAAGUGAGGGCAGGGACUGAUGGGGACAAGGAAAGGUUGCUGAUGCCCUCUAGAGGCUCGUGGGAUCAACUACGAGAUUUUUCACUGCUCCCGAGAGCAUGGUAGAGACAGAGAAAAAAUGUGUCUAAGGGAAAGUUGAACAUAAAAGCAGCAGCGGUUGAUUGAGCUUUUGACAAAGAGAACACUGUGCCAGAGAGAAAGCUCAGCUUUGGAUCUUCCAGGAAGAAGGUCUCGGUUAGUUAGCAGAUGGAAGCGUUGCAUGUCGUUGAGUGUGUGGGAGAGAGGCACUGAUCUGGGAGAAGGUGCUGAAAGAUGCCAUGAAUCUCUAAAGGGCUCCUUGUUGUUCCCUGAGCCAUGCGGGCAGCCUCUAGAACACACUGUUGCUUGCAGCCGAGGGAAGCUAAGAUAACAUGAGAUGCAAACCGUAUCAGUAAUAGCAUAUCCCUGAAUUUCCUGAGAGACAAGAAACCUCUUGCUUUCCCCAAGAGAGGGAUUAAAAAGAAAAGGAAAGGAAAAGAAAAGAAAGCAAAGUUAUAUUUGAAAGAAUAAACUUAUUAUAGCCUUGGUUCCCGGAACAGACUUCUAAAACUCCCUCUCCAGGUCUAAGCCCUCUUCCAAGCAAUUUUUGAAGAACUGCUUAGCGAUGUUGCAUUUAAAGAAAAACUGAGUGAGUUUAAGAAAAGUUAAAGCUCUACUAGGGUAGAGGAGGAGGUUGAAAAGCAUCUGCUUGUCCCUCUUGUCCCUGAUUUCACAGGCUCUACCUUCUCCACCUUUACCAUGUGUGUGAGAUGCUUCUCAUUGCUGAGGAGGCGCUGUGUUGUUAUGUUUGCAGGCUGGAUGUCUUCAGGUAGCCCUCAUGGGUGCAAAUUUGGAGAUGUCUGAUCUAGUGUGACGGCAUUGAUCCAACCUCCUUUGGGAGUGUGAGAAUAAACUAUGAAGUCUAAGUUGUAUUAUCAAGCUCCAGGGACUCAAAUUCAGUAGCAUAAUACUUCUUUUUACAGUUAAGAUAAUCCUUCUAAAUCAAUCUGAAGAUUGAUUUCCUUUGAAGAGAAAUGAGAAUUUUUACCCUGCUUUUACAAACCAAACCACAACGAUUAAUCGAUGGAGGGAUACCGUUUUUCCUGAUGGUCUUUUUAAAAGCCUUGUUAGUUUCCCCCCCUCUUCAAAAUAGUGACAAUGAAUCCCCCCCCCACACACACAGUGUAUACAGAUACUGCAUGUAAAUAGUAGCAAUGACUUCUGAAACAAUGUAUGAUAUCCACUCUGCAAGAGAAUGUGCACAGCUAACCAUUUCCUACUUGCUCACUCAAUGCAAAGAAACGGUUUUGAUAAUCUGUUAUAAAAAUAAUAAUUCUCUAUGUUUAUUUCCCAUUAGGGAAUCAGUUACCAAGCAUGCGUUGUUUCACAUAAACCUGCCCCUCGUGUAAGUUACAAAGCAAGAUGAAUCAGGGUCAAUAUGCACAACAUUGAACAGCGCAAACCUUUGCACAGCUACUCAGAAGUAAGCCCCAUUGAACUCAAUGGGGCAGUUAAGCAUUGAGCCUAAAUUUAAAUCCCUUGCUUAUAAAUCAGCGGUCAGGUCUCCUUGCAAACACCUGGACUCAGAUUCACAGCAGAAGCCUUGACUUCCCCGUUCUUGAAAGGUCCCAGAUAGGGAUAUAUGCCAAAGGUCUUAUGAGCAAAAUUGAUUCCCAGUUCACAAGAGCUUUUGCAUGCAAAGCAGAUGUGUAGUUUCUAUUAGUAUUGCUGUUUCCCUGGGCAUCUCUCCCAGAAAACAAAGAGCAAGAGGAAGGAUGUAUUACUAUUCCAACUGUAACACACUGCCAUGUUGGAGCUGGCAGCUCAAUUCAAGAGGAACACGGAGGAAUUGCUGGAGGAGAAAAGAUGUUGUUAAUUAAAUAUUGCAAGUGUCUCACUUAGGGGGCCUCUUGGGCAACUCAUGACUUUUUGGCUUGUGGGACGUCUUUGUUCUGAAAUUCUAUAACCAAGAACACACUGGGCUUGCUGUCUCUUCACCAGAUGCUCUUUGCGUUAGCACUGCACCAUGCCUCUGUAUAACGAAACUCCAAAAUAAAUACAUUAGCCCACACGG
Molecule: messenger RNA, 56898 nt
Organism: Podarcis lilfordi (Lilford's wall lizard)
Lineage: Eukaryota; Metazoa; Chordata; Lepidosauria; Squamata; Lacertidae
Source: the annotation of a GenBank genome assembly